Pelobates cultripes (western spadefoot toad) is the source of this 64444-nucleotide messenger RNA. The record is from the annotation of a GenBank genome assembly. NCBI's taxonomy places the organism in Eukaryota, Metazoa, Chordata, Amphibia, Anura, Pelobatidae.
AUGUCGGGUCAGUCCAUCACAGACCGUAUCACGGCGGCCCAGCACAGUGUGACCGGCUCGGCCCUGGCCAAAGCCGUGUGCAAGGCGACCACUCACGAAGUGAUGGGCCCUAAGAAGAAACACUUGGACUGUGAGUAUGAGUGACAUUGACACUGACCUAUGGCUCUACACGGGAACAGUGUCCUCACUACUGACUUAUUCACACAGACAUGGCCAGAGGACAGGCCAUGUAAUACUACAAUCCCCGGGGUGCGCUGACAGCCUUAAAACUGGCAAGGAAUUAUGGGAUUUGUAGUUCUACCAUAGAGGUGGCCAAAGGUAGAUCCGCAGCUGUACUGCCACCUUUACAGCUGGCAAGGCAUCAUGGGAAUUGUAGUAGCUGGGAAUCUGCAUUUGGUAUACAACAUGGGCUAGGGGGAGUACAUUUUGGCUACCCCUCUUAUCCUACAUUUUAUUUAAUUUUUUUGCUCCACAUACUGCAUGGUGGUAUGACAGCCUGUUAGUGCUGCCUCUUUCAUUUUGUGUGUGUGUAUGUGUAUAUAUAUAUGUAUGUAUGUAUAUAUAUGUGUAUAUAUAUGUAUAUGUGUGUAUAUAUAUAUAUAUAUAUAUAUAUAUAUACAAAAAUCAAAAUGCACUCACAGGUCUUCUGGUUAAUAGGAAAACUGGUGCUUUAAUAAAUCAUCUGUGAUGUACAAAAAAAUCAAUCGACGUUUCGACCCUGCCGGGUCUUUUUCAAGAUCUUGAUUUUUUUUGUACAUCACAGAUUUAUUAAAGCACCAGUUUUCCUAUUAACCAGAAGACCUGUGAGUGCAUUUUGAUUUUGAUUUUUGUUUAUAUAUUUGACGCCAACAAUUUGCACCCAGGCAUGUGAGUUAAAAAUUUAUAUUUUUUUGGAGGUGAGUGCCAAGCGUUCAUAUAUAUAUAUAUAUAUAUAUAUAUAUAUAUAUAUAUAUAUAUAUAUAUAUAUAUAUAUAUAUAUAUAUAUAUAUAUAUAUAUAUAUAUAUAUAUAUAUAUAUAUAUAUAUUUUGUACAUUUAUUUCUUUAACUUUUUUUGUGACCAGCACCAGACUUUUCUUGUUUGUAUCAUAUCCACGGGCAUUUGAAAUAUUGUAUGAAUUUUGCGUUGACAAUGUAUUGGUAUUGAUGUAAACUAAAGUGGUAAUGGACCCAUGAUUUCAAUCACAUAAGCACAUGGUUCAUGCCUAUGUUUUUCAAACUGUACAUGUAGGAAUGGGUUUUCCCAGCAAGUGGACCUUAUGUCAACAUUUCAAUGAAUACUCAACACAGGUAUCACUCUUUUCUCUCCAGUGUUAUUCACUAAUUAAACUGCAAAUGGUGUACCAAUUGAUUACAUCAGAACCAUCCCAACAAGUUAACUUACUCUUGAUGAGAAUUUAACCUUUUUAUUACUACACCCAAUCAAUUCAGUCAGAUUGCAAAACCCACAAGGGAGCUCAUUUAUGCAUUUUGCUUUUUUAUGCUCGGAAUCUGGUAUUGCUCAUGUCUUAUAGCACGAGCUCAGUCCUACGAUAUUCUGUAUCUCCAUUAGCAAAGUAUACUGACACAGAACCAUAAAUUAUAUGAGUGACAUUGUUUGGUAUACAUGUUUGAACCUUGGCGUUCACUGGAUUAGGAGGAUCAUGCUUAACCAAAAUGUAAUGAACUCGUCAUUAUAUAGUAUAUGCACAGAUCUAUGUGUAGUUCUAUACAAAAUUCAAAAUAUUUCUGUGAAUUCCAAGGCAGGUUUGAAGAAUUUACUAGAUUACCUAUUUUUCACUUGUUUGUUUUUAAACUUCUUUUUACAGAUGAGUACAUUGUUGAGAAAAUUCAAGCCCAACAUACAGCAAAUGCUCUGUAAAUUGCCCUAUAGCUAGGUCAUAAUUUUGCAUUUCGCAUCUAUUGCACAGGGUGUCAUAGGAAUAUAUAUUUUUAGGCCUCGAGUUUCCUUACAUUUUGCAUUUUAGCCAUGGAUUGGAAAUUUGAUGUGGGCUUGCAAUUUUGUAACAUUUUCUCAUGAACUACUAGCAACACAUUUUAACAAUUAAAAACUCCCUGUAGCUUUUACUAAAAAUGCUGCUGGUAUUUAUGUACCCACUGAGUAGUAUCCUGUUGAUUAUAUGUAUAGUAUUGUAUAACAAACCCAACUUUAGAGUUGAUAUCUAUGCAUACUGUUCAUACUGUUAUGACCUGCGUUCUAGAAGUCACAUACUGGAAAGAGCCAGUCAAUGACAGCACAUGAUGCUUACUUUAUAUUCAAAUACACAGAUACUGGCAUAUAUCCUAAAUGUAUUAAUAUAUUGGUUCCAUUUUAAAUAUUGACUAUAAUUGUACAUCUUUUGUUGAAAACAAAGAAAACUUUAUUUCUGUUUUCUUUGUGUACUUAAAGGACCACUAUAGUGCCAGGAAAACAUACUCGUUUUCCUGGCACUAUAGUGCCCUGAGGGUGCCCCCACCCUCAGGGACCCCCUCCCGCCCAGCUCUGGAAGGGGGAAAGGGUUAAAACUUUUUUUCCAGCGCUGGGCGGAGAGUCUGCCGACCGCCUGCCGCGCGCGGCGCACGCUGCGGGCAAGAGCUGCUAGCCCAGCGCCCAGGAAAGCAUUUACAAUGCUUUUCUUAUGGACGCUGCGCUCUCACUGUGAAAAUCACAGUGAGAAGCACGCAAGCGCCUCUAGUGGCCGUCAAUGAGACAGCCACUAGAGGAUUAGGGGGAAGGCUUAACCCAUUCAUAAUAGCAGUUUCUCUGAAACUGCUAUAAUUAUGAAAAAAUGGGUUAAGCCUAGAAGGACCUGGCACCCAGACCACUUCAUUAAGCUGAAGUGGUCUGGGUGCCUAGAGUGGUCCUUUAAGGAGACACAAUGUGUCCUAAAAUUAUCCCAGUGUUGAAUGCAUUAUAUAGCAGAUUUUUCCAUGUAUGUGUUCUUUUUUUUUUUUCUAAAAAUAUUUUAGUCAAAAAUUGGGGGUCAUCUUAUACACGGAAUGUCACAGCAGGGAUUAAACACAAUUGUGCGCGGAGCCUAAGCCAAGAUGGUGCCUGAUGCGUUUGUGUGCCACGGCCCCCACACACACACACACACACAUACGUGGCCUCUCUCCUGCCGAUCCACUUCUGAAUGCUGUGGCAAGGAGGAAGAGGUCCCUAUAUGCGUGGGAGCUUCAAUAGACAUCAGCACUUGCCACCAACUGAGCUCCAGAGACAUGUCACACCAUAAAAUGAGCAGCCAUAUUGGGGUAUGCUCCACCUCAGGUAUAUCUUCCUUUCUGAUUUUAUAUUUAUUGGGGGAAUGGGGAUCAGGGAGCAGAGAGAAUACUUCUGUGAUGUCCCAGCAUGUCCUCACACCACCAGUAUUGUGGGAGCUGUAGUCUCCUGGCAUGCACUAUGGAGUCAUUACCUUCACAGAGUACUGUAGCACAGGGGAGGCAUGAGAAUUAGAAGUGUGUUGUUCUCCUAUUGCAUGUUUAUAUAAUACAUUAGAAAAUGCAAAAAAGAAAACCUCAUUGGUUUUGAUGCUGUUGCACUAGCCAGAUGCAGCAGCGCAGACAGCCCCUCCCAGGCAAAGAAGAGGCUCAACCAAUGGGAAGCCUCUUAUUCUAGUGUGUGAAUUAUUUCUUUUUUUCUAAUACUCACAAUAUGCAGCCAGUGAUGAACUAAGCAUCUGCUGCUGACACAGUUUGUCUCACUUCCAAGCCAAUGCUUCCCCAAAUAACGGGCGUGACAGGUUCCAGGGGAACACAACUUUGGUCUUAAACCGUUUUUAAAACAAUUAACAAUGUAAAGAAAGAGAGCUGUCUUACAGCCACAGCUGUUCUCAAAAAGUAAACUUGGUUAUUUAAAGGGUUAAUUUGACCGUUUUAUACCAUUUUAAUUUAUAAUGCCAUAUUGGGCACUUGUAACUUAGUGACAUUAUAGGCACCCAGACCACUUCAACUCAUUGAAGUGGUCUCGGAGAAAUAUUCCUGUUAGAGCAAGUGAAUUUGGUAAUGCUAUUUACUCACCACUAAGAGAAGUGGUCUCCCACACCGCAUAACAAUAAACUGCAGUUUUAAAAAGACCUCUCAGCAGUUGGACAAAGGAGAGAAUUAAAUGCUUCAUAUUCACACUUUAUAGAAUUCCAUACCAUCGUAUGAGAGGGCUCUGGACAAAGUAUCUUCAGUCACGAUAAAACCGUGCACAAGGUAUCAUUGGUCAUAUAUAAAAAUGAAUUUACUAGGCAAACUAAUAGAAGUUAUGUUGUGACUACUGUUGAACCUGCAUGUUCGCUAAAUCCGGUUUAUACAGUAGCUACAGUGAAAGCAGGUGAUUCUUGAAAUAUUUCACAUUCAAUGAAGUAUCUUUAAUUUCUCUUUUGCCUUUAACCCCUUAAGGACACAUGACGUGUGACAUGUCAUGAUUCCCUUUUUUCCAGAAGUUUGGUCCUUAAGGGGUUAAGCAGGUUGCUCUGGUCAGUGAUUGUUUGCUGUGUCUUGUAGUGCAAAACACUUAGUUUUACGCAUAAUCUAUGGAGGUGGCCUUCUCUCCUCUAAGAGUCUGUUUAUGUAGCUGUGACCAACCUUCUGAUGCUUGGUUUGCUAGCAGCAUUCCAUUUAAGUCAGCAAGUAAAUGUAAAAUAACUUAUGCAGUGUAAAAUAGAUUUUAUUGUAAUAUCUCACACAAAUAUGUAGGCAUGAAAGACAUGCUCUUUUUUUUUAUACUUGUAUCACUUUAAUGCAACCAUCUAUGAGGAUUGACAACAAGCAUUUAAAAAUAAUUGCUCUCUUUACAUUUUUUAAAUGCACAAAGCUAAAUCCAAUAAUUGUCAUUAACUGACUUAAAACAAAGUAUUAUUCAUCCAGAGAAGAAAAAUGUUAAUAUUCUGUGACAAUUAUCCCUUUUACAAUUAUAGUAUCAAAAUGUGCCUGACCUGAUGUGUACCACCUAUGGUACUUUUAUCAAGCAUUAAAUACUACAUAUACAUUGUGUUAACAUAUUUGUAGAAAACAACCCUAUUUAAAAGUCUUAUUUUCCACCUGUCAAUUGGAAAUUUUGGUUUAGACACUGUGCCGAAUAAUUGAGUGACUAGUAGAGCUGAAGAGACCCUGCCCAGGCAGUCCUCUCCAAGCAUGCACAAAAAACUGAUCAAUGUCCUAUUGAUUUUGGUCCUUGUUAAUGAUCGCAUCUGUAACGGACCGCCUGGCACCCCGACCGGGUACCUCUGUCAAUUGCUGCUUCCUAGUACUUAUAAGCACUGUACUGGAACACAAUAACCACUUGGUUUGGGUCUCACCGUCCUCCCCCCACCCUGGGCCCAAGACCAGGAUCCAGCUUCCAGUGGGUAGACCUCUCCUAGUCCAGAGAGCGUAACAGGAACUAGCUCUUAGAAGAGCUUGUGAUUAUACUUAGGGGAGUAUUGUGAUAUAGCAAUCCCCAGAGUAAAGGUAAAUGUAAAUUCCCCAAACAUGAGCCAAGACUUCAUGAAAGGGUAAAAAUAUCUCUUUAAUGGAGCCACACUUGGCCUUAUAUGUCAAUCCCCAUGCAAGGGGUAUGCCCAUAGGGACCUUGUGGGGUACUGAUUUGCAACUUCACAGAUCAAUAACAACAUGGUUACAAGGCACGACACUGCCACACAUAGCGCACACAAUCCCUCCCCUCUGCUUGGGAGAUAAUUGAGUCAGUAACUGUACUAAUUCUAAUCCAAUUAUCUCCAAGCACAGAAAAAACAUACUUUCUUAAAACACCCCAAAAUUACCCUAAAAAUACAUAAAACCCCACAAAUGUUACAUCGCCUGAUAUCCCUGAUCUGGGUGACCAACAUAUCCCAAAAUCCCCCAGCUCAGUUCAGGAAUUUCCUGGAAGUCUUAUUUUUGACCCAUGCCCAAAAGUUCCAGAGAAUUAGUGCUAACGGUCGGACUCAGUCUGGAGUACAAAAGUAAAUACCGUAUAUACCCACUAUAAGCCGAGUUUUUCGGCACAUUUUUGGUGUGGAAAAAGCCCCACUCGGCUUAUACUCGAGUCAAUGUAUUACGGCAAUAUAAGUUAUGGCAACUUACAUUGUCAUAAUACAGACCAGGACCGCCGAGCUCAUUACAAGCCUGGCGGUCCGGUUGGGGGCCCGCAGCAAGCGCUUACCUUUGCAGCAGCUCCGGUCAUCUCCCCAGUGUAAAUCUCGCAAGACCCGUGGCCAUCAGAGCGUUGCCAUGGGUAACCAUGGCAACGCUCAGUGCGGCACGCAGACCGCGAGAUUUACACUGGGGUGAUGACCGGAGCUGCUGCAAAGGUAAGUAAGCGCUUAAGGACUAGUGAUUUCCUAAAAGGGUACUUGCCCCCAACAUUAUCUGGGGUUUAAGUUCUCAUUCACUCAAUGUCUGACAUUGACAAACACUCAGCUUGCCAGAAACAAUAUCAGGCAGGGUGCUGAGGGAGUUACAUAAGAAAAUUAUACAUUAAAACAAUAAAUCUGGAACGGUUUACUGCAAUUGGAGCAUAUUUGUUACUGUGUGAUUUCACUCAAAAGGUUUGUUUAGAGAUUAAACACCUUUAAUGUUAUCAAUGUUUCUUAAAGGGACACCGUAGGCACUGUAUCUGCUUCAUCUCAUUAAGCUGGUUAUAGUGUAUGGAGUCCCCUGGUGCCAUCAUUUCUUUCAGCAUUAAACAGUUUUUAAUGUUAUGUUUUAAUGCUAAACAAGAGACCACGGCAGUCCAUCCCCUCUGUGCUGCUUUGGCUAAUAAGGAAGUAUCACCCUGAGCAGCAAUGGGCAGCUGUGAUUGGCUGAGAGUGUCAGCUGACUGCUUUUAACCUGUCAGAGCUCCAACUGACGGUAUGAAUGGGUAUGACAACAAGGAAGUGUGUAAUCUCUGCCUUAGCUACACAUACAGAAGGGGCCGGACUGUGGGUGGCCAGGGACUCUUAUUUUGGGGCAUACUGCACAAACAUGGUGCAACACUGAAUGGAGGGACAGUGCCAGGGCACUCCAGGCACUAUAACCAAUUCAAAGAGACAAAGUGGUUAUAGUGACUACAGUGUCCCUUUUAAAGUAUAGAAAUACAGAGGUAUUCACCAAAGUAGAAAUGGAUCUGAAUGAAAACAAAUCUGAAAGUGAAUUUGUAUGUAUGUAUGUAUGUAUGUAUGUAUGUAUGUGUGUAUAUAAAUACACACACACACACAUUCUGCAUUCAUUAUAUAUACACACAUUCUGCAUUCAUUAUACAUACACACACUACACACACUCUGCAUUCAUUAUAUACACACACUGUAAAAUAUUCAAUUAAUGUAAUUUUAUUGGGAUCUAAUUUUUAUUUAGAAAUUUACCAGUAGCUGCUGCAUUUCCCACCCUAGGCUUAUACUCGAGUCAAUAAGGUUCCCAGUUUUUUGUAUUAUAUUCGGGUCGGCUUAUACUCUAGUAUAUAUGAUACUUCACGUGAACAGAGCCUUUUAAAGUAUUUUAGCCAGGUCUAUUGCAUGGACCAUAGUCACAGGGUAAGAGGCUGGCCAGCAGGCUCCUCCAAGAUCCAGUGACUAGGUUCAGUUCGUCACAGCAUCAUACAGUUUUUGCAGAUUUGUUGGCUGCAAAUCCCUAAUGUGCUCUUUUAAAUUUAGACCUGGUGACUUUUGAAACUAUUGGUGUAAACUAAACUCAUUGUCAUUUUUUUGGUGGAAUCCGCCUGAGGUGACUCCUUAAAGUAGCUUUUAGAAGAUGAGUUAACCAUGUCAUUAAAUAAAUGAUUCUGGUCAUAUGUGCAAAGAAAAUAUUCUCCACAUUACACAUACAAGCUUGAACUUUUGACAAAAAACAAUAUGUAUCCAUGGAUUACUGCUUUGGUAAAAGUCUUGAUGAUUCAAGUGUGUGUUGCAGGAGAUAUUGAGCUCUAUGUAACAAAAUGACAGAUUUUUCCAAUCUUCUGCUGUUUGGUUGAGGUGUGACUGCAUCAGAUGUAGCCUCUCUUUCCUAACCUUUUUAGCUGAUCGGAGUGAACCCAGCGUGGUCUUCUGUUGAUGUGGCCUAUCAACUUCGUGGUUGAACAUGUGCAUUUAGAUAUGCUCUGCUGUAAUGACCACUAUUUUAGUGACCCAUCCACCCUCUCUCUUAUAAUUGGUACCCUUUCCGCCUUGGUUUUCUCAAGUUCUACCUAAUGGGUGCCUAGGAUGAUAGAUGACGAUCCCUAAAAUUUGGCAAAUAGCAGUUCAACUUUACUUUCCAGUCCUAUUUCUCCUUGCUGUGUGUGUAUAUUGGCAGGUUAAUUAUUUCACAUGAGAGGCUACACCAGCUAUAAAUCUAUUACUGUGGUCACCUUUUGGUAGUUAUUUUCUCAGUUCAAUUGUGCUUAUUGAUCAUAUUUGGAGUAUUUUUUUUUUCUAAUUUAAUUGUAUUGGUUUAUGAAAAUUCCUUUUAAAAGUUACAAAAAUGCUUUUUUUUUUCUUUCUUGUAUUUUUUUUAGGGGGGGAAGUUAGUAUUUAAUAAUAUUUUUAGGAACUUUCAUGAUAGAAUUAGUUAAUUUGGAUACAACUUAAUUUAUCUGAGAAGCAUAGUUCUGAGGGUUGUGUGCGUGUUUAUUUUUGUUCAAAUUCCAUUUUUAUUUUUCUGUCUUUUUUUUUUAACAAUAGAAAUAUUUAAUAUGUUCUGGUGGAUGCAUGUAUUUAUUUAUAUUUAAAUUUAUACUUAUAUGAGGAAGUCCUGUUGACCGCAUGAUCAAUGAGAAACUCCAGGUGCUUUUUAGACCUACUCAGAACCACAGACAUAACCUUGUGGUUGAAGCAAAGCAAAUAUGUGUUCACAUUAGUCAAUCUACAAUUGGGUGGAAAGGUCCAGAGAAUAGAAGUAUUUCAUGAGAAUCUUUGAAUUCUAGUAUCAGUGAUAGACAAUUUCCUGCAUAUUUUACACUUCUUAAAGAAAGCUAGAGAACAAGACCACGUCCCUUUUAAUGAAACCUUAUGAACAUCUUUUUUUAAAUACGUCCAACUAGAGGGAUUUGAAUUUGUAGUCUCAUAAGGCCAAUCCUCAAAUGUUACUCACCUCUGCAAGCCUUAACUUACCUUCGAAGUGCAAGUGGAAAUUUUUUUUGUGUCAAUCAUUUUUAUUGAAGGUAAUUUUUUCAAAUAUUCCGUAGGCAUACGGUAAGUAAAACGGUAAAUGGUACAAGACAUAUAAAAAACAAGUAACAGAAACAAUGCUCAUAUUUUCUACUCUCAAAAUCUGGAGGUUGUCUACAUACGAACCCAUGCCCGCGGCUUAGGGUCUGUCGGUAAAUGGUACAAGACAUAUAUAAACAAGUAACAGAACAAUGCUCAUAUUUUCUACAAUCGAAAUCUGGAGGUUGUCUACAUACGAAUCCAUGCCUGCGGCUUGGGUAAUAUGAAGGUCAGUCAACCUUCGGUCAACCCGACAAGUGAUUGCUGUGCUUUGUUUAACCCUGCGUCCCCAUGUGCACCCCGAGAUGCAUGUAGAAUGUUUAAGUGUCAACUCUUAUAGGUGGUCAGUCAUGUUUCGGCGUGUUGCGCUCUAAAUCUUCCCCCUCAGAGAAGGGGAGUCAAACUAAUUACUCACUAGGAUUGUGAGGUCAGCCUUAUACCUGUCGCCUCCACCCAAGCCGUUAUGUCUAGGAGGGUGACCCCCCUUUUCGGCUGUGUCAGUAUGGCCUGUCCAUGUCCUGUAUGUCGUCCAUGAACUGUGGGGUAGUGCGUCCGUCGGGGCAUGUUCCAGACUAAGCCAGUCUGCUUCAGGGUCUCCGUGCUGGGUAUAAGUUGAGAGAUAGUACACACAAAGGGAGGGAAAGAGAGAAAGAAGAAGAAGAGAAGAGAGAGAAAAAAAAAAAAGAAAAGAGCACACUCCCCACACACCUCCCCCCUCAGGUCGGUUCCGCAGCCCCGCAACUCAUGCCCCGUCUCUCGAGGUAUACUGCCUCCAAGGAUACCACGUCAGGGCGCACUUAUCUGCGCGCUCUCGCAUAGAGGCCGUCAGGAUCUCCAUGUCGUAGAUGGUCUCCACCUUGUCUAUCCAUUGUCUAAGUGUGGGAACUGAUGGACCUUUCCAGUGCAGGGGAAUGAGGGCCUUUGCUGCGUUCAAUAGGUGUAUUGUCAGUGACUUUUUGUAUGCCUGCGUUGGGGUGGGUGUAUGGUGUAGAAGCAUUGGCAGCGGCUGUAGGGGGAUGUCGUCCCCUGUGAUCUCCUUGAUCUUUGCCUUGAUCAUUUGCCAGUAUGGUUUGAUACUAGGGCAUGACCACCAGAUGUGUAGGUUGGUGCCCCUUUCUAAUCCGCAUCUCCAACAAUCGCCUGUGUCCGUCCCCUGUAUGUGCCUCAGUGUGUCUGGUGUUCUGUACCAUCGUGUUAACAGUUUGUAGCUGGUUUCCUGGAAUUUCGAGCUAAUUGAGCAUUUAUGUGUGAGGAGGAAUAUUUUGUCCCAUUCUUGGUCCGUCAGCUGUGCACCCGUCUCCUCCUCCCAUCUGCUCGUGAAGCCUAGUGGGCAACUAUCCCCUGACUGCUGGAGCAGAGCAUAUAAGUGUGACACCCCAUGGGUUAAAUGUCGUCUGUCUGUGCACAGGCGUUCAAAUUCCGUAAGUGUACGGUGGAGUUGAGUUCUCCCCGGGAUUUUGGUAUAGUAGGACCUAACCUGGUGAUAGUGGAAUUUGUCGAGAACAGUAGGUUGCCCGUCUGGCAAUAAGUCCCCCAGCGAUUGCAGCGUUCCCCCCGGACUCCACUGGCGUACUGCAAGUGGAAAUUUUAGCCCCUUACAUUUUAAAAAAUAUUUAAAGAAAAUAUCAGUUGCUGUGAGAACCCAAACUCGGCAUUACAAUUUCAGCUAAGGAUUGGUCUUCCCUUUUUUUUUAAUAAAGUAUCUGUUUGUCUUUUAUAAGGUAGCCCCUACAUGCUGUUAUUUAGCCAGAUCUAUCCCCAGCGCUCCCCACUUUGUUUCAGGGAUACCUGUUUUUUUGAUUGUGCUGUAAUUUUUUUUGUUUAUGUUGCUCUCAAACUAGGACACUUUUCAUGGAGUCUUUUCUGUUUGUGUUCUCCCACUCCCCCCAUGCUUUUCUUCUACUUUCACUAACCCCAAUUCCCCAUAAUAUUUUCUUUUGUCUAUUAUUUACAAUCACUGGCACUACAGUACCAAUUUUCUUUCCACUCAUGGGUCCUGUUCAUUGAGUUUUAUACGUUCCAAAAUACAAUUGAAAGGAAAACACAUACAGUCAAACUGUGUGCUGUGUAACAUUACACAGAAUGGUCAAUUCAGUCAGUAGCUGCAAUGUCCGCACAUAUCCUAAUAAGUGAGGUGUGUCUGCAAUGAGAAGCAUAGUAAGUCAAAGAGACACUGAGAAAGAAGUAAGGAAGGAAAGCAGGAUAAGAAGCCUAGUAAACAUCUGAGCGUCAAGGUUGCCAGAAAGGUUCAUCACAUGCUGCUUCCUGGUGCCUCAAAUUUUCCAAGUAUUUUAAAGUACAAUUGACCAGUGACUGUGUUUUUAACCGAUGCCACUAAUGGCAGGGUAGUAGAUGUGUAUGUGAGGGCUGUGGUUGUCAGGACUGCUGUAAGGAUAUGCAUUCCCAACUUUUUAAGUUGAGCACCGAAUAGCUGCAGGAAAGAUAUUCAACAGAAAUAGUGCCGCUACCAAAUGAAAACCAAAAUAAGCACAAUACUUAGCUGUAACUAAUAGGUGCUUCUCCCAGAACCUCUCAAUCCUGUUAAUUACUGAACAUGCACAAAACAAAAUAGCGUUACAGCACACCUAUAAGGAACAGAGAAAAUACAUAGAGUACUAUAGGAACGUUACAGGACAAUCUGGUUUUGUGAGUGCAAUAUAAUCCUAUUCAAGAUUGCCCUGUAACGUUACUAUACUACUCUAUGUGCGUUUUCUGUCCUUUUUAUAGGUGUGCUCUAUGUUCAGAAAGGUAUUCAGUAUGAAAACUUCUGGAUUUAAAGAGAAAUUGAAUCCAGUGGUUUGUAUCAGAGAUUUAAUGUCUGACCAGAAGGGAUGUGGGAGUGAGCAUGACCAGAAGAUAUGUGAAGUGAUGCCUUGUUCAUUUUUGCAUCUCCAGCAUACAACCAAUGCUAUUUUGAAAAAAUGGAUGCCUUCUUCUAUGGGACUAAGUUCUAUUUAUUUAUGAACUUUUGAUUAGUCUCCCAGCGGUCUAAGCAGUGCGAGGCUUUGUGCAUUUGAUGCAGACUUCGUCUCCAUAUCUGAAAGAGAAAUUGGCAAUUGGGUUAUUUUUCUCACUGGAGCAUAUAGGACAGUUAAUAGAAACUGCCUUUUGUGCCAAGUGUAGGACAGUGGUUUUUUACAUUUUAUUUUUAACUUGUUUUUUUUUUUUUUUUUUAUGACCGCAUUUGUGGAAGAGUCUUGAUGUAUAAAUUCAGCAUUGUCAGUGCCCUGGAUUUUUUUGGAAACCACUCCAUGACAUGUAUAUUCCACUCAUUACUUUGUGUAACUUACAGCCUUUCUGCUGGUGGUUUGUGGAGAUCGCUAUGGUAUUUCAUGGUAUAGAUUGCUCCACAGAUGGCCAAUCCAGAGCUCCACGUGGAAGCAUUGUGGACCUGAUGCACAUGUGCUUUCCUAUGAGCUGCAACAUCACAUGACCAGGUUUUACUUUGUCUGUGCAUUGGAGGCACUUCUCGUGACUGUCAGUAUUUAACCUUAAAGGGUUAAACAUACAGGACCACUGCACCUAGACCACUUCAACAAAGAAGAAAAAAAAAAAGAAACCUUCCCAUUUAAUUCAUUUGAUGUGUCCCAUCAAUAAAGGUUGUUUAUACUGUGUAAACUAUCACUUUACUUAAAUACACUACUUUCUUCAGUGUAUUUUAGAAGUACCUGUUGUAAGUUUAGUGAUUAUUAAAUCUUUGUAUUUUUUAAACUUGUGGAGUGUUUUUUUUUCUUUCUAUUCUUUUAUGGUUUCAUUAUGAGCACACCUAGGUGUUUUUUUUUGUUUUUGUUUUUGUUUUUGUUUUUUUAAACUGUGCUUGACUACAGGCCCAAACAUGUACACAAUAGAACUAACACUUAAUUUGGUGUUCAGGUAGACCGCCACUGGGGGCGCUUCUGGAAUCCAGACGGACCUGUUGUCUGUUAAACUGGAAUGUUUUACAUUGCAGCACUAAGUGCAAUAGGGACACAGCAAUUAGCUGAAGUGGUCUGGGUGCCUACAGUGUCACUUUAAUAUAGUUUAUCCAAAAUAAUAAACAUUAAAAAGAUAUUGUUUAUUUAUGCUUGCAUGUUUUUCAAGGACAUAAGAGAGAAAACCAUCCCAGCCUGGAGUACCCCAUUUAACUCCUUAAGGACCAAACUUCUGGAAUAAAAGGGAAUCAUGACAUGUCACACAUUAGGGGUUAAAAACCUCAAUUAAAGUGACUGCUUUUAUUUAUGCUAAUUUGUAGGCAUAGGGGGAAUUUUUUUUUUGUUCUUGGACAUACAUUUUAAAACCAUGACAAAGAUCUUACUUUAGGUCAAAAUAUUGCUUAAUUUUGUAAUAUAUAUAUUUUUUGUCUACAAAGUUAUUUAACUAUACUUUCUUUAAAUGUACUGAAGUAGUAGAAAGAGCACAUGUCCUAGGUUGGCUGCUUCUUUUGUAUAUCAUGUAAUACAGGUUGAUUCGGGUAACUCUAAAUUUACACUUAUGUGACUCAACUGACACUAUUUCCUCCUCUAUCUCUGCAUAUAAAGGAUCAAUUCCAUGUGGACCUGAAUGGAGACUAACUAUAGAUUAAGUUUGCUUGUGUUUUUCAUGAUCAUUUACUUUUCUGUUAUGGCUAUCUUCUAGCAAGACACUACAGCUGUGUCAGUAGCCAGAGCCAAAAGGAUCUGGCAAUUCCUGAUUUAUGUAAAUUUUGUUGAAUAAAAUAUUUAGAGGUGAUGGUAAACUGUAUCUUUCGAGGUACACAAAACAUUGCAUUAAAAUUCCAACGAUACACAUUGCUAGCAGGGGGAGAAGAACGCUUUACCUAGAUUCUAAGACUAGUGGCGAUAACCUUGAAAUGUUGGACCAACAUUUUGAAGUCUGUUGUGCAAGAUUCCUUAUUUAGAUGGGGCACACAUUUUUUGCCAUUGAUUUUCUUGAUGUAUUUGGUCAACUGAAGAAUGUUUUCUGUAUUCUUAUGUUAUUUUGGUUUGCCAAAAGCCACCAAGCUUUGAGCAGAACCGUUUUUGUGAGGAUCUGUAAAAGUCAAUGUAAUAAGGUUUCAUUUAUAAGUAAGGUAGAACUAGAAAUAAUUGUGUAGAUGCUCUGGGAAAACACAAGGCUUUGGGUAGAUUCAACAAUAGAAAAAUGCAAUGUUCUCUAAAAUUGGAAUUCUAUUGUUGGCAAUCCACGUUUUUCAUCACAACUGGAGGGGACCAGACAGGUUUUUAUGGUGAUUACCCAAGGUUUAAUAACUGUUGGUGACUCCAUCAGAAAGGCCACUUACAAGCAGCAGAGUAAUCUACUGUGAUGUGUGGAAUGUCUUUCUGCGAGAUGGAGAACUUGAAUGCAUUUACGAACUUCUUGCGAGUAAGGAAUACUCCUCGUGCUGUAUCGCCAUUGACCAUGUUUAGAAAGUUAUACAGAAAAAGACAAAAAAGGUGUCAUCUCAAAACUUCUAUAUUUUGCUUCAAAAUGCAUGUUCAAAUAAGAAAACCCUUUCGAAAGAAAUGGUAAAAGAAUAUUGGCAUAUUAUGUCUAUACAUGGAAAAACAUUUGACAGUUGUUACAGGUUAUCAAUUUGUACAUCUAUAAAAGACAGAACUUGUUGGAGCUUUAUAAAUAUGUGGUGGCAGGGUGAAAUAGUAGCCUUGUUUUGAGAAGAGGUUUUCUCACUUUUGAGCCGCAAAUUGUGCUAAACUCUAUGACUAGUUCCAAUUUUGGCACAGCUGAAUGGUGUUUCUUUGUACACUCACCUGACCUUAGUGGCAGUGAGACUAAGCCACAAAAUGUGUACGUCUCACCGACUUUGCAAUGCUCGUAAGUGAAAGAAAGAUGUUACUACAUUUAGGAUGCUGCUGAGAAAUAGUAGUUUUAUGUAUAAUAUGGUUUGUGUGUCCUGGGCAUACUCCGUACCCAUGUAAGGAGCACAUGGCUCUGCUGACCCCUGCUGAAUCUACCAUGACUAUGAAUUCUAAAGUCCUAAAUUCCCUGAACCUUUUAAUCAAUCCUUUUUAACUCUUUUUACCAUCAGUCUCUUCCUCACUCCCACUCUUUGUUGAGUGGACAAGGUAUACUGUUCCGUUUUGCAUUUGUAAUUUUUAAAAUGUAUUGCCGCGCCAGAAUUCAUGGCGAUGCUUCUUAUCAUAAAGUGAAAAAUGAUUGAGAGAGUGAAGAUACCACUUACAAUUCCCUAAGAAACAGGAUGUUUAUUCUCAGAGUUGUAUAAACCCCAUAAAAGUUUGCAAUGAGUGGUUUUAUUUAGCUUUUCUUUUUUCUUUUAUGUAUUCACAUGAUUGUAUUGUUUCCAAGCAUAUUGUAAAAUUGUUGUAAAUCUUGUAUUCCACUUGCCUUGCGUCUUUUUUUUUUUUUUCUCUCAAUGAAAAAGUGAAAAUGGGUCUCUCUCUAGCCUACGAUUUAUUACAUGAAUGAUUACAGACCUAUUCAUAGUGACCUCAGUUUUGAACAUAAUGUUGCCAUUAUUAUAUUGUCUGAAUUGCCUAGGAACGUAAAGGAAACUAUAGUGUUUUGGAAUACAAAUGUGUAUUCCUAACGCUAAAUAGUGCUCUAAUCACAGAUUACAUGAGCCCAAGCCCUGCUGCCAGAUUUAAAAAGAUGGUUUCACUUAAUUUUUCUUCUGCGCAGUGCUGAUCUCUGGAAUGCAGCUCUGCCUCCUUGGCCGAAAUCGAGAUCAAUGAUCUGAGCCAAUCCACUGCUUUCCCAUGCAAGAGCAUUGGCAAGCUAGUGUGCAUGUACGACAAAAUGCAGCAAUCAGAUGGUUUCUCUGAGACCAUCAGAUUGAAAUAGUUUUACUCCAUUAUUUCACAGAAGCACCUCCUAAAAGAUUUUUGCAAAGGAGUAUUUUUAUUUCUUCUGCUACAACAUGCCUUAGGAUUAGUCACUUAAGCAAAUUGGUGAAAAUGUACUGAUCUGAAAUUUUUGCUUUUGUUUUUCCAUUCAGAUAUAAUUUGCAAAAAUUAGUUUACUGAAUAACCAUGCACUGAGUUGCAGUGUAAGUUCAAGGUUUCUUAACACAUGCUUUAAUUAUAGACUUAUUUAUAAAAAAAAAUUUCCAUAUUUUAUAAACAACAAGUUUUUAAUAUUUUUUUUUCAAAGUACCCAAUGGAUAUUGCACACAGGUUAAAGCUCAUAUAAAUGAGUUUCUUCUGCUAAAAUUCUCCUGGAGAAAACCGGUAAGCAAUUGCACACUAGUAAGAGAGAGAAACUUACUUUAUUGUGUUUUUUUUUUGUUGUUGUUUUUUUUAAAUCUUGUUUCUAUUGAUCAUAGAGGGGCUAAUUUUCUUCACCUUUUGAACAUUGAUACAGAAUUGUUGUACAAGUAUUAAUUGCUCUGUAGAAUUUCUAGUUUUUGUUCGCUUACAGUGGUGUUUAUAUAAUAGUUCCAUUAAAAGAAUAUGAUUUUGAUGGCAUUUAUUUCCAUUAAAUUUUUUUUGACAGAUCUUAUACAAUGUACAAAUGAAAUGAACAUAAACAUACCGCAGCUGGCUGAUACCCUCUUUGAAAGGACAGCUAAUGGAAGUUGGGUUGUAGUCUUCAAAGCCCUUAUCACAACGCAUCACCUCAUGAUGUACGGCAAUGAGGUACGAUGAAUAAGUUCAUUAUGUGUUCUUAUAGUAAGCACCUGUUAUAUAAAGAACAAAGCUACGUAUUUUGGGGAACUUUUGUUUUUGUUGUUUUUGUAGCAGAGGAUCUGAGUGUUAGGAUGGAUCCGGCAGUGUCAUCUUGUUGCUGGUCAGCAUCCUAAUAAAACCAUAACGUUUAAAUUAUUAGUGUUGUCAGCAUUCUCACAUCAUAUGCUAGAUCAGACUGUCAGCAAGUAAAUUAAGUUACCUUAUCCGAGUAGAGAUGCAGGCUUGAUUCUAAAGCAUUUUUAAAAAGGGUGAUCAUCAAUCCCUUUUACCAGGCUAUAGAUAAGAAAUUACUUAUCAUUUCUCUUUUGUUAAAGGAACACCAUAGUGUUGGUAAUACAGGUUAGUAUCCCUAACACUAAAGAAUCCUAAAGUUGAUGAUCAGUGUUGUUCCCCCUCUCUUCCCCUCAUAGAGGAGAAUUGGGGACUGAUACGCAUCCACAUGGAGAGCCGAAUGUGCAUCUUUAUGCUUCUCAUAGGAAAGCAUUGAAUUGAAUAGUUACCUGUGAGCAGCAUUGGUAACGUGACCGAAUUUACUCUGUUGUUGCUCAGUAAGCGCAUUUCAUGGCUGUCUAAAAGAUAUGUGUUUAUCCCUGCAAUGUAAGCAUUGCCAUUUCUACAAAAUUGCAAUGCAGUUUUAAAACUACCAGGCAACAGCAUCUAGUGUCCUUGAGUGGUCCUAGGUGACUUUAGUGAUUCUUUAAAUCUUUUUGGCUUUCCUUUUUUUCCAUUUUAUUAGUUUCAUGAAGCAUUUAUCCCAGAGCAAUCUAGCAACUGACAAUUGAUUUUGCUUUAUUACAUUUUAAUUGUCAUGACGUUCUUUCAGUAAAAACAGUGUAAGCUAUGAACCUAGCCUCUUAAGGACCAAACCUCUGGAUUAAAAGGGAAUUAUGACAUGUCACACAUGCCAUGUGUCCUUAAGGGGUUAAAGGAACACUAUAGUGUCAUGAAUACAAACAUGUAUUAAACUAGCUAUUUAGGUUACUGGCCCCCAAUGGAAAAGUUGUUUAUUUUUUCUCCAGUGCUGCGCUCUCCCUGCCUGGUCCUGCCACCAUAGCGGAGAUAAUCAAUCUUGUUUCCAAUAGGAACGCAUUAGGUGGCUAUUGCGAAUGCGCGGCAAAAUGCAACACUAGCCAAUCGCGGCAUCAUUGAAUCCGUGCAUCUCUAUAGGGAACUUUCAGUGACUCCAUGUAGAGCAUGGAGACUGAAUGCCUGUGCUGCACUGACACAGGAAGCACUGCUGCCACUAGAAUUGUUCCUACGCAGCAAUAAAAACAUUAUCUUUUGAAUGAAAAUGCUAUAGACACCAGAACCACUACAUUAAAGGAACACUAUAGGGUCAGGAACACAAACGUGUAUUCCUGACCCUAGUGUUUAAGCCACUAUUUAGAUGGCUUAUUUACACCUUACACCCCUUAGAAAAAGUGAAAACUCGCCUUAUUUCCAGUGCUACGCGGGUCUGCCGAUACUGGUCCUGCCCCUGGUCCGCCUCCUUGGUCACAUCAUCAAAAUUGCCAUAGGGAAAGCAUUGGAUUGGCUGCAAUCAACAAGGAGGCAGGGUGGGGCCAAAUGCUGUUUUAGCCAAUAGGCCCCUCCUCAUAGAGAUACAUUGAAUGGGGGCAUCUUUAUGAGGAAAAUUAAGCGUCCCCAUGCAGAGCAUGGAGACGCAGAACGGCAGUGCUGUCAACAGUGCAGAACUGCCCCAAGAAGCACAUCCAGUGGCCAUCUAUGAAAAGACAGCGUUUGUAUGGAAACGCCUUAAGGCAAUGAUUAUAUUAACCAGAACAACUACAUUGAGCUGUAUUUUUUUUCUGGUGACUCUAGUUAGUGUCCCUUUAAGCUGCAGUGGUUCUGGUGGAUAUAGUGUCCCUUUAAGAUGUGCUGAGGUUUUUUUUUUUCCUACAUUCUAGCUCUUCAAACCCAACUUGAGUCUUGUUUUGUUUUUUCCUUGUGAAAUAUGUAAGAAAUCUAAUGCUGGUUAUGCUUUCUUAUAAAUGCUCUAGCAAUUAAAGGGAUCCUAUAGUGCCAGGAAAACAAAGCUGUGUUCCUGGCACUAUAGGGUUAAUGGGUCCCCACCUCCCUCGGGCCCCCCUUCUGUGGGGCUGAAGGGGUUUAAACCCCCUAAGCCACUUACCUGAAUCUAGCGGUGAUGUUCCUCUGCCCUGGGUCAGACUCCGCCCACGCUCCUCCCCCGCCGUCAGUUGGCUUGGGAGACCUAAUGCGCAGCAAUGGCUGUGCGCGCAUUAGAUCUCCCCAUAGGAAAGCAUUAUUCAAUGCUUUCCUAAUGGGAAAAUCUGAUGCUGGAUGUCCUCGUGCAAAGCGUGAGGACAUCCAGCGUCAGAUAGCGGACCAGAAGCAUGUUAGGAUUCCGGAAGCGUUCUCGGUGGCUGUCUGGUAGACGGCCACUCGGGGCAGACUUAGAGCUGCAAUGGAAAAAAUUGCAGUUCUCUGGAACUGCAAUAUUUAACAUUGCAGCACUAAUUGCAAAAGGGUCACAGACUACUUCAAUUGGCUAAAGUGGUCUGGGUGCCUACAGUGCCCCUUUAAUAGAUAUUACAUAAAUACAUUUUGUUAUCCAAGCAUUUGUCCUAUAUGGCUCUUGCCAAUCCAACCUGAUCUGUAUAAUGUAAAAAUAAAAUAAAAUACAUAAUGCUGAUGCUUCUUAUACAGGAAAAUGCAAACAGGGAGUAUUCCUUAUUUUACCCGAAGAUCAAAUUGUUCCUCACCUGAAUUAUUAUUAUUAUUAUUAUUUUUGUUUUUUUUAACCUGGAAAUAAGCUGAGGAGAUAGAUGGCAAAUUUUCGGUCUCCUAACAUAUGUGAUAACCUAAUGAGGGAAUAGAUUGUCAGCUAAGCUGCAAAGUAGCCACUACUCUCCAGGAGUGUAAUAUAGGCAUGAUACCAUGCCAGCUCUGGACAUUUAUUCAUAGCCCGAGUGUCCGCUAACCAUGUAAUGCCCAUUUAAAAUAUAUUUAAUACAUAUGAACAUAAAAACUAAAUAUUUUAGUAUGAAAUUAAGUAAAACUGAUCUAUGUACUAUAAAUUUUGCUUUAAGUACAUUUUACUUGUCUUUAAUUGUUCAUAUAUUUCCAUGCAUUUUAUAGGGCUUAUUCACUAUUGAAUUUUGACAAUUUGAUAAACAAAUUGUGAGACAAAAUAGUUGCGAGGAAAAUUACUGUAUUUAAAGGAUCACUAUAGGAUCAGGAACACAAACAUGUAUUCCUGACCCUAUAGUGAAAACCCACCAUUUAGGUGGCUUGCCCCCCCUUAGCUCCCUCAAAGUGGGUUAAAACUCACCUAAUUUUCAGCUCUCCACGGGUCUGUUGGCGCUGUCCCCACCUCCUUUGUGACAUCAUCAAAAUAGCAGAUUUUUAGCCAAUCCAAUGCUUUCCCAUCAGGAAAGCAUUGGAUUGGCUAAAAUCAUCAAGGGGACGGGGGCCAAACACUGUUUUCAACUUUACUAUUUUGACUUAAAUUUUCUGUUUCCUUUCCAAUUCACUAUUCAGUGAAUCAACCCCUACAUUUUUAAAAGGUCUUGUAACCACUACACCCAAGACUCCUCGGUUGAACUAUAAACACUAUGGUUGAGUGAUAAUAGUGAUAUGUUUCAAAAAUGCUUAAUGCAAAUGAGUUAUGUAGUAUAAACAUUGGGAUCAGUUCGCAAAAAAUAGAACAAUUUAGAAACAAAAAUAAUUACCUGACUUUGCAAAUGGUUGUUGUAGCGAUUUAUACAUUUUAUUGCUGGCAGUAGAAUUUUGGCAGUGCCACUUUAAUAUCUAUCUCAUCUGUUUUUAAAAUGCCUCACCGUUUUGUUUUUUUAUUCCUCAGCGAUUUAUUCAGUAUCUUGCAUCAAGGAACACAUUAUUUAACCUUAACAACUUCCUAGAUAAAGGUGCUAUGCAAGGUAAUUAUGUAUUUUCUUUUUCUUUCUUUUGUAUAGUGUUGUGUCAUAACCCAUUUACUGUAGUUUUCCUCUGAAAAGACAUACAAACCAAUUCCCAUGAUUCUCUAGUAAAAUCUGAUGGUGUUACUGGGUAUCCUUCACUGAAAUGUGAAUUUCCAACUCUGUGUGUGUCCAACUCUUCUUGAAAUUUGGUGAGAAAUGGGGGUUAUAAAACCGUGAAUCAUUUUGUUUUUUGUUGUGGCUCACCGAGAACUGGUUUGAUGUGCAUCAUUCAAAAUUAUGUCUCCAUUUCUCUUAUUUCCGUAAAUCUUGGUCAUCUUCUAGAGUAAUUGAGGCAUAGCAUUGUUGUGGUCGUCUGCAUCUUUGAGCAUGGUUUAAUGAGAGUAUCAAUGAUGAUAUGGUUUCUCUUAUCAAUCAUAAUACGAUAGGUAGAAGACUGUAUAAGAACUAAAUUUGCGUUUUUCUCACAUUGCAGCCCUUCUUCUCUCUAUUACUUAAAGGAACACUAUAGUCACCUAAACAAAUUUAGCUUUAUGAAGCAGUUUUAGUGUUUAGUUACACUGCUCAAUCCACUGUAAUUUAGGAGUUAAAUCACUGUUUCUGUUUAUACAGCCCCUGUCACACCUCCCCUGGCUCUGAUUGACACAGCCUUCAUGAAAAAAAACGGGUUUCACUUUCAUUCGGAUGUAAUUUACUUUUUUAAACAAUUGCAUCUCUUUCUCUGUAAAUUGAACUUUAAAGGAACACUAUAGUCACCUAAAUUACUUUAGCUCAAUAAAGCAGUUUUAGUGUAUAGAUCAUUCCCCUACAAUUUCACUGCUGAAUUCACUGUCAUUUAGGAGUUAAAUCACUUUGUUUCUGUUUAUGCAGCCCUAGCCACACCUCCCCUGGCUAUGAUUGACAGAGCCAGCAUGAAAAAAACUGUUUUUUUACUUUCAAACAGAUGUAAUUUACCUUAACUAUUUGUAUCUCAAUCUCUAAAUCGAACUUUAAUCACUUACGGGAGGCUCUUGCAGGGUCUUGCAAGCUAUUAACAUAGUAGGGGAUAAGAAAAUCUUAAUUAAACAGAACUUGCAAUAAAAAAAAGCCUAAAUAGGGCUCUCUUUACUGGAAGUGUUUAUGGAAGGCUGUGCAAGUCACAUGCAGGGAGGUGUGACUAGGGUUCAUAAACAAAGGGAUUUAACUCCUAAAUGGCAGAGGAUUGAGCAGUGAGGCUGCAGGGGCAUGUUCUAUACACCAAAACUGCUUCAUUAAGCUAAAGUUUUUCAGGUGACUAGUGUCCCUUUAAUCACGUACAAGAGGCUCUUGCAGCUUGAUGAAGUUGUUCAGGUGAGAACUAUAGCUCCCUGCAGCCUUUCCUGGCUAUACACUGUACAGUGUUUACAUUAGAAUCUAGGAACAUCUCCAGUUGCAGUCACUCAGACUGCCUCAAGAGGAACUUCAGAGUUCAGGGCUGCCUAACUCUCAUUCAUCACGUUUGACGUCUUCACGCUUGGGUGAAUGCAUGAAACGUGAUAACGGGAGGUACUGUGAACGCGCCUCCUGUUUCCUGUAGUAACCUGGAGCCUGUCCGUAAUCAGAGCCGACAGUGUGGGAGAUAACGAUCUCCUGCACACUGAGUUGGCUCGAGCUGACCGGCAGAAGGAAGGAGGAUGCAGAGAUCUCCUGACUUCAAACAGUAAUUACACUUAUUUUAAAAAUUGAGUGUGAGACAGUGUGUGUGUGUGUGUGUGUGUAUUUUUUAACAAUAUUUAUUUUAAAUGUAUGUGUUUGUAUACAAACACUUUAUAUAGAGAGAUCUCAAUAUAUAGUGUUUGUAUUCUAGAUACUUUUGGCUUAGAAGGGUUGCCAUAGGAGGGGGGCGGGCACAGACAGUGAGCUGAGCUGUCAGUCAGCACAGCUCAUAAACGCACACAUGCGCGGUAGAGCGCUCCGUGUUCAUUCAUAGGGCGACAUUCAAUGCGUUCUAUGAAGAAUUCGAUUGGUGCUGCGCAUGCUCACCAGAUUGCUAUGACUCUUCUCUAACAGAAGCGUCUGAGCUCUGCUGCAUCGUCAUUUUGACAAUAAAGGGGGCGCAGCCUGCCGAGUAUCUCAGCGCUGGUGCGGAGGUAAGUUUAUAUCUUAAAAGGGACUUUUUUUUUUUUUUUUUUAUGGAAAGUUCAUAUAAAAGCAAGAAAGAAGGCUAGGGGACCUGUCUUUCUUGCUUUUAUAUGUUGACUAUAGUGCUCCUUUAACACUUUUUACACUUUGUGGAACUCACCACAUAUCUAGCUGUGGUGGGCUGUCUAUUCCAUUGUGAUCAUCAUAGAAUAAAUUGUAACUAUUCAGCAAUUUAUAAACUUCCUAUUAUGUUGGUCUGCCCAACACUACCAUAUUUGAAUAUAGCCAAAAUGAAUAUGUAUGCACCCAUGCACACAACACUUGCAUUUUACUACAAAUUAUAACUUUAAAGAUGCGUUUUAAAUACGAUAAUAAUUUAGCUUAAAGGACCACUCUAGGCACCCAGACCACUUCAGCUUAAUGAAGUGGUCUGGGUGCCAGGUCCAGCUAGGGUUAACCCUUUUUUUCUAUAAACAUAGCAGUUUCAGGGAAACUGCUAUGUUUGUUAGGGUUAAUCCAGCCACUAGUGGCUGUCUCUUGACAGCCGCUAGAGGCGCUUGCGUGCUUCUCACUGUGAAAAUCACAGUGAGAAGACGUCAGCGUCCAUAGGAAAGCAUUGUAAAUGCUUUCCUAUGAGACAGGCUGAAUGCGUGCGCAGCUCCUGCCGCGCAUGCACAUUCAGCCGAGGAGGAGGAGAGUUCCCCACCCGGGACUGGAGAAAGAGGUAAGUUUAACCCCUUCCUCCCCCCUCAGCGCCACGGGAGUGGGACCCUGAGGGUGGGGGCACCCCAGGGCACUAUAGUGCCAGGAAAACGAGUGUUUGUUUUCCUGGCACUAGUGGUCCUUUAAAGCAGCACUAUCAUGCCGAGCUUACCUUUCUUUACCUUUCGGCAUGACAGUGCUGCUUUAAUGCACAUAUCUGCAAUGUCACUGCUCAAUUCUCUGCCAAUUAAUCACUAUUUAUGCAGCCUUAGCCACACCUCCCCAGGCAGUUUGAACCUUCAUACAGCUCUUUCAGCACAGUGUAUUUACUUUUAGACGUUCCAAUAUCCUGCUCUGUUAAUUGACCUUUAAUCCCACGCAAGAGACUGCUGCAAGCGUGAGAUAAGAACUUAUCCAAAAUAAACCCCAAUAAAGAAAGCUUUAAAAAUUGACCUCUUUUUCAGGAAAUGGGUAAGGAUACUGUGUGAAUCAGGGGAGAUGUGGCUAUGGCUAUCUAAAGUGAUAUUUAACUUCUAAAUCGCAGUUAAUUGAGCACUGACUGCACAGCCCGCAUAAUCUUUACACCAAGGCCACUUCAUUAAAGGAACACUUAAAGCUCCAUAGCAACAUCAUCUCAAAUAUCUACUUUGGGUUUGAACCGUUCAUCAGCAGUUUAACCCCUUAACGAAAGAUGACCCAGAACUUUCAGGCACCAUAACUUCUGCAUUGAGAGAAAGUUGAAAUUGUGCUUAGCUGAAAUUAUUUUGGUGCUUGAGUGUCUAUCCCUUUAAGUUUGUAAUCUGAUUUUGAAAAGUACUAUAUUUUGUGAUCUGAUUAGUAUGGAAUGAUUGGGCAUUGUUAAAAACCCUAAAACAAAGUCUUGACUAAGCCACUCUGGGAUUCUGUAAGCUUGUGUAUCACUAAGCAAUGUCCUACGCAAUACACUGAAAACUCUUGUGUGCCUGUGUCUAUAGAAGACUUGCUUUGUCAUCAAUGUCUUGUUAGUUUUAAGGUUAGAAAUACUUUUUAGCCUGUAUAGCUGGGUUGCUCUUCUUUAGAACCUGCAGUUCAAUCUAAUGCAAAACAUAAUUUCAGUGAUGCUGUAUAUAUAAUGUUUGCAGAUUCAAGAAGAAAGGGUAAAUAGUUGCAGGAAGACAGGGAAAAAAUAGAGAAAUUAUGAGAACGUAACAAAAAUAUAAUGCAAGCCGGCAUCACGUUACUUCCUGUACUUUGGUUAUGGUUUUUUGAUGACGGAUGUGGCUGUGGAAUUUAAUUUAAAUAUACAGUAUAUUUUUAGAACAGUAAAUCUGUUUACUAAACCAUAUGUUGCAGGGGGUGUUUGACCAUCUGGCAAAAUUUAGGUCAUAAUCAAUGUUUUAUUUUUAUUUUUUAACCUAAAUUUUAAAAGUCCGUUGUCAACCCACCACAAUCUUCUAUUUACUAGAUCAUUAAGAAUAUUGAAAACUGGCGGCCUAUCGAGCUAGUCAUUAUGUGAUAUCAUGCAGCGAUUGUAUACCAUUCCUUAGAGACUCUAGUGAAUUUUUUUUUUAUUUUUUUUUUAAAGCAAUUUACUCACUAAAAAAAGUCUGGUCUAUAUGUAUAUUUUUCAGUUUAGAAUUACAGAGGACUUGUUUAGAAGCUUCUGUCCUGAAAUAUUUAUACAGGCUAUUAUGUUGAACAAUGAACUAUAAUUUGCAAGGCUUUGUCUGUUAGUCCCAAAACACAACUGAAAUGCAUUAUUUUCUAGGCUAUGACAUGUCAACCUUCAUCCGACGUUACAGCCGAUAUUUAAAUGAGAAAGCUCUUUCCUACAGACUGGUAGCUGUCGACUUCACCAAAAUGAAAAGAGGGUAUGGCAAAUAUCAUGCUUGGUUAUUUCCUUUGCCACCACAAACUGUUAUCUAUAAAUUUGAUUUAUUUCACGUUUCAGAGUAGAUGGCGUGAUGAGAACUAUGGCUACUGAAAAGCUAUUGAAGACUCUUCCAAUCAUUCAAAACCAAUUGGAUGCUCUUCUAGAUUUUGAUGUAGGUAUCAAAAGAAAAAAGAAGCAAGAAGACAGUGAAGUUGUAACAAUUAUGUAACAAAAUACAGCGUCAACUUCACAUGUUUUUUGUCUUUAUUUGUUUUUUCUCUUUGAAAUAGGCAAACCCAAAUGAGCUUACGAAUGGUGUUAUAAACACAGGCUUCAUGCUUCUUUUCAAAGAUUCGAUUCGGUUAUUUGCUGCUUACAAUGAAGGUGUUAUUAACUUGCUAGGUAUGUGUGACAACUGACGUUAUUCAACCCAUUACGUAGGUAUUUAUUAUUUGUUAUUGUUUUUGGAACUAUCAAUGUGCAGUGCUGCAUAGACUUUUUGAUCAGUAAUCUGUAUAUUUUGCUAAUUCUACUAAUGAGAAAUAAGCCAGUGUGCUUUCUAUUUUAUAAGUCUUAUCUUUCUAUAAAGUGUAUGAAACUAGUUUUACAUAAAACUAUUCAAAGAGGAACUGUACAGUUUAAAAGCGUGAAUUACUUUAUAUUUCCACAUAGCGUGUUGUUGUUGUUAUUAUUAUUAUUUUAUUAUUUAUAUAGCGCCAACAAAUUCCGUAGCGCUGUACAAUGGGUGGACUAACAGACACAUAAUUGAGAUCAGACCACUGACGUACAGGAACAGAUGGGGUUGAGGGCCCUGAGCUUAGUGUUUUAUGGUCUUCUUGCAUCCCGUGUCAGAUAUUUACAUACUAUUUUGCCUUUGUGUGUGUUUGUUUGUUUUGUAGAAAAAUACUUUGAUAUGAAGAAGACCCAGUGUAAAGAUGCUCUGGAUAUGUAUAAGAAAUUCCUUGCCCGCAUGACAAAACUGUCAGAAUUUCUCAAAGUGGCAGAGGUAUGUGCUCUCUGUUUAGCAUCAAAGGGGCUUUAUUUAGCUAUUGGCACUGGUACAGUAGCAUGUGUGCAUGUGACAACUUGAAUGCUGAAACAAGCUAUAUUGAUAAGUAAAUGGCCAUUGAAUGCUAAAUAAAACUCACACUAUUAAUGCUCUUUUGCUUGAUACCAUUUUUCAUUUCUGUUCCUGUUUUGUGUUAACGAAAGCAAUUUGUAAGAUUUGUACCUUAGCAUAUACCAUUCAUUUUCCAAAUAAUUUAUUUGAACAUUAAAUUAUUAUUUAUUUAUUUUUAAAUAACCGUGGCUAUUUCAUAAUAAAUACUAUUGAGUGCAUCAAAAAGAACUGCAUGAUAAGUGCUUGAUAUUUUUAUUUGUUUUUAAUUGUUUUUAAAAAAAUUUCUGUUUGCCAAUGCAACUGUACCAGUUCAGAAAGUUAGUAAUGUCCCUUUCUCUGCCAUCUUGUGUGUAAACAUUCAAAUUCCAUAGCACUCUCCAUUACCACUGCAUGAAGUAAUGUACACUUUUUCUUUCCUCCUCCUGUUUUUUUGUGAACUCAGCAAGUUGGAAUUGAUCAGGGUGACAUUCCAGAUCUUACUCAGGUCAGUGUGCAUUCCAUGUUCAUUUACUCUGAUAUUUUUGUUGCUCCUUUUUUUUGCCUCUGUUUUUUUCCAUAAUUCAUUAUCUUGAGAAUUGUUCUCUUCCAUAUAAAUUGCUUAUAUGGAAAUGCAUACCUGUGAGUUGGUGUAUCGGAAUUCUUCAUCUCUGUUGUCAAUUAAUUAACUUGUUUAUUGUACUGUAAAUAAUGCUGGUCUAACUAUAACAUAAUGUUUGGAUCAUUUGAGGUUGGGAGGUAUCUAGAAGAGGAUUUGCUACUUGCUUAUGUGUUACCCAUGCCGCAGCACAAACACUGUUUUUGUUUGGUUCCAUGGUCAGCUUGGAUGACGUAUGAACUUUUUUUUUUGCAAUUUUAUUUUUCUUUCGAUUUCUUUUUACAACGCACAUUCAUGUGCAUGAAGUAAUGCGCAGUCACUGGGUAACUCAUUAUUUUUUUUUUUUUGGUUUUGUUUUUUUAGUGUCAGCAUGUUUAAAUUUUAAGGCAUUAUCUUUAACGCUGAAAUCACUUGAGGAUUUUUCUUUUUCCUGUUUUGGGUUUUGUAUGUAUAGGCGCUAUAAUGUGACUGUUAAUUUACAGGCACCCAGCAGUUUGCUUGACGCCCUUGAACAACACUUGGCAUCUCUUGAAGGAAAGAAAACAAAGGAAGUAUCUGCAGCCAGUCGGUGAGUUCCAUUAAAUAGCCAAAAAACCUCUGGCAAUCUUGACCAACUGCUUCUUGGGAACUGUAGUACACAUAAUCCAGCGCAACCAGAGUUUAUUGUCCCUGACCUGUAAAUAAUAUGUAGAAAGUUAAAGGGACACUAUAGUCACCAGAACAAUUAAAUCUUAUUGUAUUUGUUCUGGUGAAUAGAAUAUUACCUUCAGGCUUUUGCUGUAAACACUGUCUUUUCAGAGAAAAUGCAGUGUUUACAUUACAGCCUAGUGAUAACUUCACUGGCCACUCCUCAGAUGGCUGUUAGAGAUCCAUCCUGGGUCAUGGCUGCCUAAAAUGCAUCCAAACAUUCAGUACCUCCUCCCUCUGCAUGCAGACACUGAACUUUCCUCAUAGAGUUUCAUUGAUUCAAUUCAUCUCUAUGAGAAGACUGUGUUUGACUUGUGUUGGCUUUGCCCCUGAUUUGCCUCCUUCACAGUCUCAGCCAAUAAUAUGGGGAAGCAUUGUGACUGGUUCAGAACAACACUUCUGAUGUCAGCAGACAGCUUGCAGGUUUGAGGCACACAGGCGCAGAACUAGCAGCUUCAGGCUUGAAUACAAAUAAGAUCUUACUAUAUUUAGGCAAGGGAGGGCCAGGGGGACUAGAUAGUGGUUUUAACACUAUAAGGUUAGAAAUGUAUAUUUGUGUUCCUGAACCUAUAGUGCUCCUUUAAAAUGUUUUUUUGUUUGGUUUGAGAAACUUCAAUUGACUAAGUGAUAGGUGUGGCAGAACCAGUAUAUGUAGAAAUCAUUUUCCCACUAAUGUGGCCAUUCAUAAAUAUAUUUUUUAUAUUUUAAGUUAUAGUUUACUGCAUAGUUUCAGUGUGCCUAUCUAUCUAUCUUUUUUUUUUUUUUUUUUUUUUUUUUUUUUUUUUUUUUUUUUUUUUUUUUUUUUUUUUUUAUGGAGUGUUGUGGUAGUUUCAUACUAGAAGAGCUAAAAUAAAUGUUUUUCACAAGGCUUUUGACAAAAAUCUUGAUAUUUAAUUGAUCAAUUUUGCAAAAUUAUUUAUUUUUUUGGUGGUAAAUAAAACAAAUGUGUAUAUCGUUUGCUGGAUUGUGUUACUUAGUGCCAUUGCUCACAUAUUUUGUAUGCUUUCAAAAUGUAGAUUUCUCGUUCAUAUAAAUACAAAGUAUUUAGUCCCUUACUUGUUCUAAGCUUUUCAAGCACCAUUACGAAUUCAGUGACGUAGAGUGGUCAUGGUUCCUGCAGUGUAUAUGUGCAGCGUUGCACAGUGUAACUCCACCACGUCAUUUAAGACAUAACUAGCCAUCGUGGAUUCAGCGUUUAUGGCCGGCAAAUAUUACUUCUGUGUAUGGUCCUAUGCACAGAAUUGCAUACAUUGGCUGUGGUCUAAGACAAUAAGUGGGCAGCUGGAGUGACUCCUGGCUUUUGCAGCUCUGCAGAAGCUGAAUGUUGUCACCACCUAGAGAGGAGACCAGGUGCCUGGCAAGACCCAAGUAAGAGGGCAAACUAUUGUAAAACAGUUUGCCCAUUUCCCAGGAAACAAGGCAAGGGUACUUCUGGCAUCAUUUACGUCUGGAGGGCACUACCAUUCUGCAGAGAUAGGUACAUUAAUUUGGAGUGUGUAUAUAAACUCUGUAAGAUGUAGACAGAGAUGAAUUCCCUCUCCCAUUAAUGUGACUCUUGUAUAUUUGUUAUUUUGUGUUCGUGCAGGGCAGACAUUUCCCUUAUUGUAUUGCACUGACCAUUAAGGAUUGUUACAAUUCAAAAUUCUGUGAGUGAGCCAGAGUUAGAGUCUGGCUAUGCACAGUUUGGUAGUGAAUGGGGUUUGUUUUCCAAGACACACAUGCCAUUGACUUCACUCUAAACAAAAAUGUCUGCCACAAGUAAAUAUUUGUGUACAAACACCUUCCUAAUAGCUCUGCACACUUACUAUACCGUUUUCAGAAUUUGAAAUAAGCUUCAUGCUCUGGAUAUUCACGGGUUACCCAUGUGAGAGCUACAAAUACAGACAUUGCUAUAAAAAAAAAAAAAUUACUAAAUUAUUUUCCAGGGUACAUCUAGAAUGACUCUGUUCAACCUCUACAGUAUUUAUUUGGCUAAGAAUGGGUGCGCAAGUGACAAUUUUACUGUUAAACUUUAUUAAAGGUUACAUAAAAGCUGGAGUCAACCUAGUAGAGUCCUGAUACCGAAGGUUUUGCUCCGUACUGAAUUACAAAAGACCAGUGUGCCAUGGCUCACGGACUGAAAACCACUUAUCCUGAAGCUGAGAGGAAAGACAUUACGUUUGCACCUAGGCAAUCUGAUGUAAUUCAAACCAAAUAGAUGAUCCAUUAAAAAAAAAAAAAGUAUUCAUAAAUACAUAUACAUUUACAUUCAGAAAUAUUUGGACACUGACACAAUCUUCAUAAUUUUGGCUCUGUAUGCCACCACAAUUACUGAAACACUCGAGAUACAAUUGAAGUGCAGGCUUUCGGUUUCAAUUAAAGUGGUCGAGCAAAUAUAUUGUGUGAAACAUUUAGGAAUUUCAACCAUUUUCAUACUCAAAUAGUCCAAUUAUUUCAGGGGCUCAAAUGUAAUUGGACAAAUUAACACAAUCCUAAAUAAAAUGUUUUAUUUUUAAUACUUUGUCGAAUGAAGUCAACCCUUUGUUCAGUGGUGGAACUAAUGCAGAUAGGGUUGUGGUGCAAGAAAUUAUUUUGGGACCCCAUCCAGCACCAAAAUGUUGCGCAGCGAUGGUGAUGUAAGCAUAUUUGUUUAUGGUGGAUGUUUGUGUGAAAUUAAGGUGUGUCUUUGUGUAUAGUGUUGACAUUUGAAUGCAGCUGUGUGUUAAUAUGUACUGUUGCUACUUAUAAACAGUGGUGUACUUCUGUAGUGUGUUUGAAUGUGGGGGUAUGUUUUUGUGUAGUUUUGUUGUUUGUGUAUAAUGCUGGUGUUUUAAUACAGGAAUGUGUUUGUGAGUAGUUUUAACAUUUGAUUGCAGGUUUGUGUUUGCAUGUAGUAUUGACAUUUGAUAGUUUUAAUUUUAAAUAAUUUUAAUGUUUGAGUGCUGGGAUGUAUUCACAUAUACACACAUGGCCACACUAUAACACAGAAACACAUACACUAGCACACACACAUAUACCUACACACAGAUACAUAUACCCCCCUCCACCCACACACACUGGCACAUGUGCACAUACACUGGUGCACACACAGAUACAUAUACCCCCGUUGUCCCUAUACCUUUUGGUUGCAGGGAGAUGACUCCCUGCGGUUGGCUGCCAAUGAUAGGAGUCUGAGUAUCUAUGCCUGCAGUGCUCUUCCUCUGUGUGGUCCCUGCUGCGCGGACCAUAGGCUGGGAGGAAGUGACAGAUGGAUUUCUCAAAGUAUCACAGAUACUGCAGAGACCUGUGUAGCAACAAUGCCCAUCGGGUGGCCCUUAGUGCAUUGGCCACCCAGUGGGCCACCAUGGCAUGUGGGCCCCAGUAGUUCCACCACUGCCUCUGUAUUUGCUCUUGUGAAGUCUCAUCUUCAUGGUAGACUUCCUCCUGGAAAGUGUUCUUUACUUGGCUGGAUAUUGUGUAAGGGUUUUUCUUUACAAUGGAAAGAAUCCUACGAUCAUUAACCACUGUUGUUAUCCGUGUACGUUCAGGUCCUUUUCUGUUAUGGAACUCACCAAUUUUAUUUAUUUAUUUUUCUCUUUCUCAGAAUGUACCAAAAUGUUGCUUUGGCUACUCCUAAUGUUCCUAUCAUCUCUCUGGAUUUUACAUUUUUUUUUGCAGCCUUAGGAUGUCCUGUUUCACGUGCAUUGAGAGUUCCUUUGACCGCAUGUGGUGUGUUCACAGCAACAGCUUACAAAUGUGAAAUGCCACACCUGGCAUCAACUUCAGAUCUUCUACCUGCUUAAUUGAUAAAGAAUAUAGCCCACACCUAUCCAUGAAACAGUUUUUGAGUCAAUUAUCCAAUUGCUUUUGGUCUCUUGAAAAAGAGGGGGCUACAUAUUAUUGAGCUGUAAUUCCGGAAUCCUUUCUACAAUUUGGAUUUGAAUAACCUCAAAUUAAAGUAUACCCAGAAUAUUCAUUUUAAAGCUAAAAUAUAUGAUUUGAAAAAAAUCUACAAAGUCGCUACAGAUUAGCUAGAGUUUGAAGUUUACUACAACUCCAAGAAUCUCUCCCUACUUGCUCCAGACAGUUUUAACUUUGUGAUGAUUUUUUUUUUUUUUUUCCUACUAAUUCUGGUAUAAAAAGGCUGUUUAUUCUAUCAUGUAAGUCCCAGAUACGUAUUCUUAAAAGUUUGGCUUGUCUCAGAUUAUUUCCUUUUGUUAGUUCUCAGUCUUUUUUUUUUUUUUUUAUUAUUAUUUAAAGGGACACUCCACUGCCAAAACACAAAAUAAAUACAAAUUACUGGUUAGUAGAUGUACUCAAAAUUAAACCUUGCAUUAAUUUAAUUAUGCAUUUGUCCAUUGAGGUUAUAUCUAAAAACAGCUUGCAAAUCCUGCAGCUCUCUUGUUAAUGAGAUGUCUCUUUGCAAGGCAGGUGUUCUGAGCAAUUGUCUGCCUCUUGUGUUUAGCUCCACUGAGCUAACCAAACCAGGAAAUAACAGGGCCUGUUAUCUGCUUGAAGGCCAGGGGGUGUAACCAGCAUAAAUUUAUAAGUGUCAAUUUCUAUUGAAAUGUGCACUUUUGCAAAAUGAAAAAAUGGGACACUCUUCACAUAUAAAGCUAUUCAGCAAAUUAAAUUGAUUUAGGGGUCUGGAGUGUCCCUUUAAAUAAACCCCACUUUGUUUCAGUCUCAUUGAUUUCAGGCAGCUUAUGCAAAAUACUGUGAUGAAAAUCUUCAAUUAAUCCUAUCUAUCAGUGUUACAAAAUGUACCCAGGAAAUGUGUCAAUAUUGCAUUGGUCAUGUACUUUAUGCAAUACAGUUUAUGCAAGCUUCACUUAAAGGACCACUAUAGUGCCAGGAAAACAUACUCGAUUUCCUGGCACUAUAGUGCCCUGAGGGUGCCCCACCCUCAGGAUCCUCCUCCCACCGGGCUGGAUGGAGAGGAAGGGGUUAAACUUACCUCUUUCUCCAGUGCCGGGCGGAGAGCUCUCCGCCUCCUCUCCUCCUUUUCGGUUGAAUGCGCAUGUGCGGCAAGAGCUGCGCUCGCAUUCAGCCAGUCAAUAGGAAAGCAUUCUUAACUUUUUGAUAAGUGUUCCAGUUGAUUCAAUACUGUUAUAAAAACGUUUCAAAUUAUGUAUCUGCAAAAAGUCACAAACUUGAUGAAGUGUGUGUGUGUGUAUAAAUUUUAUUUUUAUUUUUUUGGUCAAUCUUUUAUUUUUGCAGUGCGUGAGUAACAUAAACAAGCUCGUAUCGCCACAACAGCGUGUACAAGCUAAAACAGUAAUACAGUGUUAUGGCAUGCAAGAAUGGCACCCUUUUUUUGUUAGUAAAUGCAGGUUAGGUACUUAUGUCUUAAGUUAUAGCCUGUACUAGUUGGGUAAAAACGAGGUGAAAAUAAGACUCAUCGAUUGAUAAUAAAGGAGUACUACUAUGAAAAGCGUUUCUUAGGGCUAGCAUACUCUUAGAUUAAAUUAUUUCAGGCUAAACAUGCAUAAAGGCUAAAGGCCACAUGUUCGGCAAGACAAAUAUGUAGCGGGCUUAAAAGUUGUAAACCACAAGGCUUUGGGGCGCGUCUGCAUCAAGCAAGGCUUGUUAAGAAAUAGACCAUUGGACUGAAAAAAGAGAAAAAUCAUACUUUUCUAAUAAAACGAAAGCAGAAUAUACAUUUAUGGCAUUGCUGGUAAUGUUCAGCAGGCAUCAUGUAUCUGCCUGUUUAGAGCUGCCUGUGAGUAAGUCCCGGUGUGCACGCUGUGGUACUGUCCAGGAGUGUGUUUGUGCAUUUAUCCUAUGCCCACGAUCAGGGAGCUGCCAGCAGGUUGGUCUAGGGUCCGCAUCCAAUUUUGGCCACUCCACCGGCCCCAGGCCUUCUCAAGGGCCCUUCAUGCACUUUCCACCGCUCCGGUCACUUUCAGCACCGCAAGCGAGGUCCCGGGCGGUUGUGUGAUGGAAAAGUCCCGUCCAGGCAUGUGGGGUACGUAGCAUGGUGUUUCCCUUUCGGGCCCUCAGCCCAGGAAGGCCGAUGUGAGCCUUGGGUUUUAUGGGCCGCCUUCUCCGCUUCGCUGGUCUCCGUUUCCCAGGCGUCGUGUGCGGUCUUUUCUUUUCGCCAGCCACUCCACGCAGUUUUUCCGGUGGUGAGUAAUGCGGUUGUGUAGGGUGUAGCGGCUCCCUCUGGGUCUGUGCCCCUUUGUUUUGCAUUCUCUGCCAGAAGUUUUCUAGGAGGUCGUCCAGGCGCUGCUAGAGUGUCUGCAGUCGGUUCAGUGUGUCUGCAGCUGGUACAGUAGCCGCCAUUUUGAGGCAGAUUGCGCCCCUCUGUCUUUUCUUUAAGACGAUGUGCUUGUCAAAGGUGUAGCUUGGCUGUGGUGAUGGUGUCGGGAUAACCCCCACUGGCGGGGGGGGAGCGGGGACCCGUAUAACGUCAGCUUGUUCCGGUCGGAGAGGCAGUAGGGAGAUCGUCCGCUUCUCCCAGGCUCUCACCUCGAGGUAGGCCUCAGUGGCGGUGCAGGCUCAAUCUGCUUGUCUGACGCCUGAAAACCCUUGUGCUGUUGCAGAGUAGCUUGCAGGUAGGUAUCAGCGCAAAUUUAGCCGUUUGCUUUAAAAAAUACUGUUUUUAGGCGAUAAUUGUUAACUCUUGUACAGAGCCCACACUGCAUGCAGCCUUUCAGUUUGGCAGCUAGGCCCCGCCUCCAUAUAUAAUUUUAGUGAGGUGUGUGUGUGUGUGUGUGUAUAUGUGUAUAUGUGUAUGUGUAUAUAUAUGUGUGUGUAUAUAAUAAAAAAAUUUUUUUAUUUUUUUUGCAACAUUUAUAUGAUGGAUAGUGCUGGGAUGUGACAUAACUCAUACCUUAGCGCUAUUCACUGUCUCUCAACAUACCACCAUGUGAAUUAGUAGAAAGAGGGUUCUUGGGGGAAAUAUUCGGUACUCCUACUUUCCUUGCACUCCCUGGUGUCAGUCUAAGAACUGAAAACCAUUUAUCGGAGACCUCACAUAUGUUUUUGGACAUAAUGGAAAAUGUUUAUACUUUAACAUAUUUAAAGGAACACUAUAGUCACCUAAAUUACUUUAGCUAAAUAAAGCAGUUUUAGUGUAUAGAUCAUUCCCCUGCAAUUUCACUGCUCAAUUCACUGUCAUUUAGGAGUUAAAUCACUUUGUUUCUGUUUAUGCAGCCCUAGCCACACCUCCCCUGGCUAUGAUUGACAGAGCCUGCAUGAAAAAAAACUGGUUUCACUUUCAAACAGAUGUAAUUUACCUUAAAUAAUUGUAUCUCAAUCUCUAAAUUGAACUUUAAUCACAUACAGGAGGCUCUUGCAGGGUCUAGCAAUCUAUUAACAUAGCAGGGGAUAAGAAAAUCUUAAUUAAACAGAACUUGCAAUAAAGAAAGCCUAAAUAGGGCUCUCUUUACAGGAAGUGUUUAUGGAAGGCUGUGCAAGUCACAUGCAGGGAGGUGUGACUAGGGUUCAUAAACAAAGGGAUUUAACUCCUAAAUGGCAGAGGAUUGAGCAGUGAGGCUGCAGGGGCAUGUUCUAUACACCAAAACUGCUUCAUUAAGCUAAAGUUGUUCAGGUGACUAUAGUGUCCCUUUAAGCACUGUAAAUAUAUGUGAAUUUCAGAUGCAAUUUUCAAUUAGAUCGAAGAUUUUGACUUUUGAAUCCGUACUAACUCUGCUCUCCGAUACAUGUCAGUCCCCAAGUACUUGCUUUAGGUGUUACAUCUAGUUUUACCGUAAAUUUUAUUUUGUGUGGCUGCUUUUAUCCAGUCAGCUUAACUGCUUGUGAAAGUGAAUAUUCAAGAGUUUUAGGUUUUUUGCAACCAAACCUUAGACCACGGACUCCUCAUUAACUCCUUUUUGUCCUCGUAUGGCAGUGUGUGCUAGACAUCCAUCACAUAAGCAGCAUCAUGCCAUGCUGAAAACAUGAGGCUAGAUGGAUAUGUAAUUAUCACAACUGUAUGGUUGAAUAGUAUGUGCAGUUGUAUGCAUGUACACACAAACAUAUUCAUUAUAUAUAGUUUGAGAAAGCAUACAUAUAUUUUAUCUAUCAUCAAUUGUUUGUGUUUUUUUUUUUGUCUUUUUUCCUUACAGAGCAAGCACCUUAUCCAGUGCUGUAUCAUCUCUUGCAACAACUGGGCUGUCAUUUAGCAAAAUGGAUGAAAAGGAGAGACAGCUGGCACUUGAAGAGGAGCAAGCAAGGCUGCAGGCACUUAAGGUAUUUAUUGAGACCUUGUGGAAUGGCCAAGAAAAUGGAUGUUCUAUUUCUGUUUUUUUAUUUUUUUUUAUUUAUUUUUUACCUCAAUUGGUUACCUGUCAAAUUCUUUGUUUGAUAUUUGAUUCUGGGACUGACUGGAAAAACAAAAAACAAAAAACAACCUCCUAUGCAAUGUAUACCAGUAUUCUAUAGCUCCCAUAGUCAUAAUAGCUUCCUGCUCUGUCUUGGCGUAAGAUAAAUAUAGCAGUUGUUUAUUGUGCAAGAUUUCUGCACAAGAGAUCAUUUAGAAAAUGAAAAGUGAGCAGCAGCCGUAUGAGACAGCCCAGGCCUGCCAACCUGGGACCCUGUUAGUCAAUGGGGGAAGAUGAGACUGGAUGACAACUUAUGUUGCUAGUUGUAAUGGCACUAGAGCUUCACCUGGAUUCUCUUAUCCAGUCCAGGUUACAGCUCUCUCUUUGAGUAACAAAAAUAAAGUAGUAGAUAACUCAAAGUAAAAAGAACAAAACAAAUUUAAUCUAAGUAGUAUGCAUACAAAAACAGCAACCGCAAAAUCACUCAUGUACCCAUGACACAACAACUGGACUGUUGUUGCCACUAGAUGCUUCCACUAUACACAAAUAGUGUUUUAAAGUUAACUAAACGGAAUGACUUGUUGCAAAAGUGUAUGUUUGAAGUCAUUUGACAGUGCCAUAUUUAGAGUUCUUCAGUAUGACACAUACUGCCUGUUUUUGUCUGUGGACAUUUAAUGUCCUUAAUUUUAAUGCACUUGAUGGCAAGGGAUUCGGGUAGAGUACCUUAACCUAACAAUUGGUAGGGGUAUACAUAUCCUUUGGACUGCAUAGUGUAUAUUAAUAGGUCAGAACACCAUAGUAUAGAAUACAACAUGGAGGGUGGCUAAUUCAAACAUACUUCUUGUGUAUUUGCCUUAAAUUCCAUGUUAAAAGUAAUUUGGUUAUAUUUGUGGUCCUGCAGAAGAAUUUUAUGGAUUAUUGUACAAGAGUAGAGAAAAGAAAGGGGGGGAAGGGCUGCGCUAUACGUAUAUUAUAGAGAGUAAACUAUAUAAAGAGCUUGCUGGUUAAAACGGAGUCCAUGCAAAAGUAGACAAUAAAACAAAGUCCAUGCAAUAGUAGAGAUCAAAUAAUAAAAUGUCCAAUAAAAUCGUCUCACUGGUAUAUGGACAGGGCGUAUAUACAAUCCUCAGGAGUAGAUCCGUCCGGGUUGUAGGUGGUCCGUAUAUGUGAAGAUAAAAGCACAACAAACUUCCAAUGGUGUAGUUUUACAACUUAAGGAGUAAGUAAAGUAAAAAUGGAGGAAAAUACACUCACAUUUGAUGGAGCUUUGGACCAGCUCUUGGAUGAAGGGCAUUUAGCGGUAUAAUCCCCGCUAGAGGAUAUACUGUGGCUGUAGAUCUGUCCGUCCAACUGGGUUUCCGUAGUUGUCCGUAAAAUAUAUAAAAACCAUAAUAGUGCUCUCAAUUGGAAAAGAUAAAAUAUACUCACAAUGAUAGAGCAGAAAGUACUGCUUUAUAGGUACAGCUCUGGUGGAAUAAUCCCCACCUAUGGAUUGCUUGGACAGGAUACAGUAGAAUGCCAGGAAAAAUAAAUAAAUAAAAGAAAGUGUAUAUGCAAUAAAAUAAAAAUUGGUCCUAUAACAAAAGGAUACCAAAUAAAACUUUUUAUUGUUAAAAUAAACAAUUUUAAACCAUUUAACGCAUUUCGCCUCUGGGGCUUUAUCAAAAAUGGUAAAAGAACAGCAUACCUGGCAUUGAACAGUUUAUAUAGCAAUGUACAGUAGUUGAAAUUGGCGCCCAAAACAAUUGGUCCAAUAGCAAACAAGAAUUGGCAAAAGAUUUUUUGGGGGUUUUGCAAAAUAGAAUAAAACCUGUUGUGUAUAUAUUUAUAGGGCUUACCUAAGUCCUAGAGUAUAAAUGUAUAAUAAAAACGAGGGUAGUAUUUGACAUAUAUUGUUUUAAACCGAGUCACGUGAUCGGAGCGAGGGGGUGUGGCAGAUGUAAUGGUGAGCGGCGAAUGACGCACGGCUCACUCAGUGAGGUGGUACAGCCCCCUGUUAGCAUGUGACCGGCAACUGGGAGCAGUGCUCACAGGGAAAUGUAGUUUUGCCGGUCACAAUGCACACAGGGAGGGGCAGUGAGCGGCUGACUAGAAACUGUUAGCCAGUCGCUCACCUACAGAUCUGCUAUUAUGGGUGGUCAAAAGGACCAAAAUAGUCUAUCAAGCAAUGCUUUUGAAUAGGGAAAAAUACUAAAAACAAAAUUUUGUCUUUACAUGUAUAUACAAAUAUAAAAACAGGGAGAGAGAUAAUUGAGGAUAAAAUAAAUGCAGAUAAAAAUACAAACAGAUAAAAGUAAAAACAAAUUGAAAAGUGAAAUGUAUCAUAAAUUAUUAAUAAUAAUGGAAUGGAAAAUUUGUUAUUGAAAAAGAAUAAUAAAAUAUAAAGAGUGCAAACUCAUAGAAAAUUAUGUAAAUCAAAGUUUACAUUUAAACCUUGUGGUGCAAGAGUCUGCAAAUUAUAAACCCAUUCCAUCUCUACUUUUCCUAAAAUAUUUUUGAUAAGGUAAAUAUCUUAAUUCCUAUACACUUUAGUAGUUUAGGAUCUUUAUUGUGAUUCAAAAAAUGUUUGGAUACAGAAUGGCUUAUGUAUCCAUUUUUAAUAUUUCUACAAUGUUCGCUUAUUCUGGUUUUCAGGCUCCUUGUGGUCAUUCCAACAUACUGGAAGCCACAAGGGCAUUCAAGCAAAUAAAUUACAUUUUUCGUGUUGCAACUUAUAAAUUCCUUAAUUUUAUAAGUGAUUUUAGUCCUGCUUGAGGUGAAUUCAGUAAUUUUAGGCGGUAGUGUAGAAUCAGUAGUUUUGCACACAGUACAUGUUUUGCAUUUAUAAAACCCUUUAACUUGUGGAAAAAAAGAUACUGAGUUAAUAUAUUGAAUUUUUUUAGUAAAAUUUGUAGUUAAAAUAGAUUUAAAAUUUGGAGCUCCUCUAAAAACUAUAUUUGGCUUACUCGGGAUAAUUUUAUUAAGUUUGUCAUCAUGUUCUAAGACAGGGGUUCUCAACGUUAGUCCUCAGGACCCCCUACCAGUCCAGGGUUUAGGGAUUACCUGGGUGUGUCUAAGGUGUUUAUAGAAAGAAAAAAAAACACCUUUUGAGUCUAAGGUGUUUUUUUUUCCCAUUUUUCUAAACACCUGAGACACACCCAGGUAAUCCCCAAACCCCUGUUCUAAGAUGUGCCAAUGCUUUUUUUAAUGAUCUUUUUAAUUUCUCUGCUUUUGUUGUUAUAGUCAAAAGUAAUAGGAAGUAAUGUGGAAUCAUUGUUUUUUUUCGUUUUGUAUUUUAGAAGUUCAUCUCUAUUUAUAGUUUCUAUCUUACUAAUUUUUUCUUUUAAAUCUGUUUCCAAAUUUCUUUCCAUACAUUUAUUUUUUAGGAUAUCCGCUUGUUCUUUGAAGUUUUCUAGAUCAGUGCAAUUUCUGCUUAGUCUCAAAAAUUGACUUUUUGGGACGCUGUCAAGCCAUGGUUUAUAAUGACAGCUAGUUUUGUCGAUGGCUGUACUGACAGACUUUUUAAAAAAAAGGCUUUAGUGUGUACUUUAUCAUCUUUAAUAAAAAUAUCAAGGUCUAAAAAAAUGAUUUGUUCUCUACUAAAAUCAUGCGUUAAAAUUAUGCCUCUAUUAUUGUUAUUUAAAAUAUUAAUAAAAGAAAUAAGACUGUCUUCGGGCCCAUCCCAAAUAAAAGCGGUCAUCUAUAUAUCUAAAAUAUGAGACCAGGUUCGCCCUUAGUUGGUCCCCAUCGUAUAUUGCGGAAGAUUCCCAAUCUGACAUGAAUAGGUUAGCGUAACUAAGAGCGAACUUGGUACCCAUAGGAGUCCCCUUUUUUUGAAGAUGAAAAGAAUCUAAAAACCUAAAUCUAAAAAAGUUAUUUUUUUUUAAGAUGUCUAUACCUUCCAAUGUAAAAUCUAUCUGUUUCUUAGAGAGCCUAUUUUCAUUAGUUAAAAUAUUUUUGAUAGCUUUGAUGUAUUGUACAAGAGUACUCUCUACCAGAUGGUUACCUGAGUAGUUGUUGGAUUUGUGUUCCUUCGUACGCUAGAGGUUAUUCUGGGAGGCAAUUUGUUUUCCUAAAAAAGAUGGGUUUUAAGGAACUUCUUAAGCGAUUGGAGAGUCUGAUGGCGGUAGGUAGGCUAUUCCAUAGGAAGGGAGCCGCCCGCGAGAAGUCCUGCAAGCGUGAGUUGGCCGUACGGGUGUGAACAAUCGAUAAGAGAAGGUCAUGGGCAAAGCGGAGAGACCGAGAAGGGCAUAUCUAUGGAUCUGUGAAGAAAUAUGAGGGGCUAGAAUUGUUCAGUGCUUUAUAGGUAUGGGUUAGCACUUUGAAUUGACUCCCAUAGGAUACAGGAAGCCAAUGUAAGGACUGACAGAGGGGUGAGGUGUGAGAGGACCGACUAGAGAGGAAAAUCAGUCUGGUGGCAGCGUUCAUUACAGACUGUAGAGGGGCAUUACGGCUUUUGGAAAGACCAAUUAGGAGAGGGUUACAAUAAUCCAUGCGGGAAAAUACUAGGGCAUGGACAAGCUCCUUGGUAGCAUCUUGCGUAAGAAAGGGACGGAUGUGGGCUAUGUUUUUAAGAUGGAAUCUUCAGGAUUUGGAAACAUACUGGAUGUGAGGCCAGAGUCAAGUAUGACGCAAAGACCGCGCGGUUGCAAGGAUGGACUACAGAUCCCUCCUCUCCCUCCUCAUCCAUUAAAUAAAUCUUUUUAUGCAACAGUGUAAGAAAUUGAUUUAGUAAUGCUUGGUUGAACAAAGCUAAGUUCUGUGGUGUGUUUUAAGUAAAUAUUUUUGAAGAAACCCACUUAUUGAAACAGGUUUACAUGUUCCAUACAGGGAAUUUCCAGGAAACAGUGGCUAUUCAGACACAUAUAUACAUACAUACAUACAUACAUACAUACACCACACCCCACACACAUACACAUACGUGUGUAUAUAUAUGUGUGUAUACAUGUAAAAUGGAUUUCAAUCCUUGCUUACACUAAAGCAAAGCAUGUUGCCAGCUGAAUAUCCUCCCCACCCUUCACCCCUCAUGUUGACUACGGUUAUGUUAUUUCUUGUGCACUAAAAUUGUACUACCAGACUUUACAACUUGAUAUGUUUUCCUGCAUGACACAUGCUGUACUGUAUUAAAUUUUAGUUGAGUGCAUUCAUAAAAAAAAAGCAGUCUGCAAUUGUCUGUGUUUUUGCAACCAAUAAAAGUAUAUAUGGGUGCACAUUUGCCUCAGUUGGGAGGUUGGAAAUUAUAAGUUGAAAUAGUCAUUUAUGCUUGUAUAUUGCCCACUUUGCACAAAACAUAUUACUUUAAUAGCACUGCCUAUUAUAAAUGCCCUUUUGAAUAACAAUUGUAGUAGUGGUUAUUUAUGAUCAACUUCCUCUUGAUUUUAACAGGAACAACGACUUAGAGAGAUAUCUGUGGUGUCAAACUCUACAUCUGCGUCACCGAGCACUUUAUCUGGGAAAAGUGUGAAUACAACUGCAGCUGUAGACUUAUUUUCAACACCUGCACCGACAACCAAUAGGUGAGAAAACAGGACUAAUUGAAUUUAUUGCAUGCUUGACUGGUUUUAAAUUUAAAAGAACACUAAAGUGUUAGGAAUACAAAAAUGUGUUCCUAACACUAUGGUGUCCCUCACACCUCCCCCGAUUGCAAAAGGUUAACGCGCUUUUUUUUUUUUUUUAACUUGCCUGAUUCCAGUGCUGAUGUCCCUUGGCACUGGAUUGGGCUCCUCCUCAGCUGACGUCACAACAAUUCGGUAACCUGAUGUGCGCAUUGAUUAAAUGGUUUCUUAUUGGAAUUUUCUAGACACCAGACAACCUCAUUCAAAGCGUGUGGAUGUUCAGCAUCAUUUCAUGGAGUCAAACUCUGUGAUAUUGUAAAAAGCGCCUCUGGUGGAUGUCUGAUAGACAGCGGUUAGAGACCAUGUUAACGCUGCAAUAUAAGCAUUGCAAUUUAUCUAAAACUGCAAUGUUUUCCAUUGUAGGUUUAAGUUAAGGGGAAAGGGACAGUACACCCAGACCAAUUCAUUGAGCUGAAGUGGUCGGAGUGCUUAUAGUGUCCCUUUAAAACCAGUAAAUGGUGCUGGCCUUACUAAUUGCUAAUCUUCCUCUGUUUCAUGUUCACAUGUGAAAUUUAGUAAUGUUUUAGUAGCAUUAAGUGCUGUUUAUAUGACUCUAACCUGCAUCAUUGCUUAAAUUCAAAUGUUGUGGGCUUAACUAAUGUAUUUUUUUUUUCUUCCUUUUCCCCAUUAUUCCUUGCAGCAUGCCUAACCUUACCAGUGAUCUGUUUGAUCUUCAGCCUGCAUUUGUGCCAACAGUACAGAGCACCCCUGCUAUAGCAACAUCUGCAAACAGUACAUGGGGAGGUAGGAUUUUUCAAGUGAAUAGACCGAAACCGCUAGAUUUUAACUAUGUACCAUCAGAGUGGCCACAGUUGCAUUCUACUGUUGAGAAGCAAGAAAAUAUUUUACUGGGAAUUAAGUCUUAAUUAAGUUUUUGGAAAUGGUGUGUUUAUUUAAACUGUAUUUAUUUAAUUUGGGUGUUGUAGAUAUUUUUACUAUUUGUGUAUUGAGAUAUUGAGGAUUAAACAUAUUCCAUAUAAGCAUAGAUGUACACACCAAUGUGCAGGUUAUAGCUGCAAGAGUUGCAUACAAACGUACACAAGGAUUUACAUUUGGGUUCUCUGCAGUAGGUACAUAAUGUCAUUCGUGAAAGUUUGCCUUUCUCAGAAUCAUCAGGAUAGUCAUUUGUUGUAUCAAAAUCCCCUUACCAUCCAUCAAAUAUAUUUUACAUGUAAAAACUCUAGGUUAUGCCUUUGUUUGUGUAAAGGUUAAUACAGUGAGCCAAAAAAUGUUUUUUAACACAGAGUGACAUUGACUUAAGCUGGUAAUAGACUUAAAAUUGAAGUACCCUUAACCUAAUGUCCAUUUCUUUUAUAUGAAGAAUAAAUGUUAUAUUUUCAUUAUACUUCAAGUAACAAAAUAUUAACAUAGUACAUCAGAUGGGUGGAAAGACUUGAGAUUUGUUGUUGACUAUUGCUUUUAGGUCAUUUGGCAUGCAUGAGUCGCUGUGACUGUUACUUGCACACUCUUUAUACCGUGCUUUUGUUUUGAAGGUCACUUUUCAUCAUCAAAUGGUGUCAGUUCGCCUCCACAAUUGGACAUCUUUGACAUGCAACCUGUUGAAGAUGUUGUAAAGUCUACUCCCCAAUAUAGCACUUCUGCAUUUACUUCAAAUCAAUCUAUGGGACUAAUUAGUGGUAAUUUGUUUUGUUUCUCCUCCCCCCAAUAUAAAAUUGUCUAAUGAUCUCUAGCAAUAUCGCGUUGUUGGCCGUGAAUGAGAUAAACAGAGUACAAAAUAAAAUAGUCUAUUCUAACCUCUCUAAGUUAAAGACUGUAUAGCAUGGUUUGGCAGUGGUAACAUUCAGAGAAAUUGCUUAUGUUUUUGUUUUUUUGUGCUAUUUUUCUCUCUGUCCUUAGUAUUUCAAAAAUUUAAAGCACAUAGAAAUUUGGUCAUGGGCCUUACCUGUAAGGUUUUGCCUACAGCACACUUAAUAAAAUUAUAAGCGCACACAGGCUGUAGGCUGCAGAAAAGUCAGGAGCUGGACCUUUACUUAGUUAUACACGACGCACUGCUCCAUGAUUCUCAGCUAUGCUCCUCUUAGAUGUCGGUAUAUCUUACAAGAGCGCAGCUGAGAAUCACAGAACUUUGCGUCACACAGAGGUGAGCACAGCACAGAUUGAUCAGUGGCCAACCUGAGUCAGAGCAGCCUGCAUAGUCAAGGUGAUGCAGACAAAGUAAAAUCAAUGUGGCAUUGAUGAUCGUGUGUGCAUGAUAAAAUAGUCAGUGUGGCAUGGAUGAUGAGGCCCAAAUAAAAUGGAGGCAGUGUGGCAUGGAUGUGGUCAGAACAAAUUGAGGCAUUUAGGCAAUGUGGCAUGUGAGCAUAAUAAAGUGGAGGCACACUGAAAUGUGUGGCAUGUGGGCAUAAUUGUGUAGCUUGCAAUCAUAUUUGUAUUAUAUUAAAAUGUGGCAAUUCGUUACUAACCAUGAGAGAAAGGGAGUGACAAUAUUAUCUUGAAACUUUCUGGUUUACUUUUGCAUAAGUAUUUAGCGUGCACGUACUUUUGUAACAGAAAACAAAUUGCACAUCUACUGUUAAAACACAAGGAUACAUAGGUCAUGGGAAGAGUUUAACUUCUAUGUUCUGAAAAACUGGAACAGCUGAAUGGAAAUCUUUGCUCAUCGUGGUCUUAAUUUCAGUCUUUUUAAGGUUCUUAAUUUCAGUCUUAAGGUGUAGUUGCUUGAGGGUUGGGGGGCAACCAACACUUGCCAGGCCUGGUCUUUUUUUUAGAUCUACCUUUUCCUGUGUCUGAGAUACACUCCAUUGUUGUGAAUAAUGGGAAAGGAUCCGGACCCUAGCUUCAUUGUGUAUAUAUAAUUUUAUUUUUAUUUUUGUAUCUCUUAUUCAGGUACUUAAAUGUAAUUUAGAUUUCUUUGUUGCACUUAUUUUUGUAUUAAAAUAGAAAUGUUAAUUGCAAAAUUACUAAUCUGUUUAAAAUCUGCCUUGUAAAAUCUACUAUGUUCAGUAGCGCUGCACAAUUUAAAUUCCUUCAUCAAAAUCAUAUUUAUUUUGCCAGCUGUGCUCAUAUUGUUGUAAUAAGCAAUAGUAAUACCGUAAUUUGUUUUUCAUUGUUAUAUUUUUUUUUUAAAUAUAUUUUUUUAAAUUUAAUUUGUAAAUUGGUAACCAGUUUGCGAGUAUUUAGAUUUUAUUUGGGAAGGGUAGUUUUUGAUGUGCAUUUGUUACAAUACACAUUGUAAAGACUAAGCUCUUAUGUUGAAUUUGUUUUUGUUUGUUGAUAGGGUUUUCUGUGCCUCCUGCCACACAGAACAGCAUUGGGACCAUGCAUGUGGAUUUUGAUGCUGUGUUUGGAGCCAAACCAACAGCCAGUGAAAAGCAGGAUGCAAAUGGUAUGAGUUUGGGGAAUAAACUGUACUCGUGUGUACAGUCUAGUCAAUGAGUUCUUGCCAAACAAUGAAAUGGUGCAAAACUGUAUGGUAUUCCCAUAACUUUCUAUUGGAAAACUGUGCAUAUCCCAUAAAUCCCUUGCACCGCAAGAGUUUUGUGGGAAAGUUGAUGCUUUCUUAAUCGGUAAACAACAUACAAAACUGUAUUACUAAUGAUUAAGUCUCACUGUCCCUAGUUAUUUUUAGCCAAUUUGAAAAAUUUAAAAAAAAUUUAAUUAAAACUUGUUAACUUUAUAUCCAGUGCUAAGUCUACCUUGGUGCUGCCAUCCUCUCCUCCUCGCAUGAUGUCAUCUUGGAUGCGUGCCUCUUGUAUGACUGUCCAAUUCAAUGCUCCUUAUAGUGGAGCCCAUAGACGAUCUGCCAUUAAUUCUAUCACAGAAAAUCAUUGUAUGCACUGAUUCUCUGUGGCAAGUUGUGAUGGAACUGCGCAUGCUUCUAGAAGUCACGGUAUGCGAGAUGGAAAGUCUGGCUCUCCUUGGACGUUUAACUUAAAGCCAUGCUUCCUAGUCUUGUAUAUGAAAAUAAAGUGUUUUGGGGACACUUUAGAGUAGGGCUCUUCUGUGUUCACUACAACGACUUUAAUUAGACUAAGUUGUUAUAGUGAGUAAAGUGUUCUGUUAAGCUAUUUGUUCAGGAAACAAAUGCCAGACAGGUACUCACUCUUUCACAUUUCAUAUGGGCUAUAUUUCAUUCAGUAGAAAGCUGGCAGCAGACCUUAAACCCCUGAUAUGCGCCAAGUGUAGCUGUAAUAUUGAAGCACAUUGCAUCUAACAUGAGAAACUGGUUGACAUUGGUGAAGGCUUGAUGGGUCCAGAUAAUUAAUACAGGUUUUGGCUCCUAAGAUUGCUAUAAUUUUAAAUCUUUGCUCUUUUUAGAUUUUUUUCACAUCUGAUUAUUUUAUGAUACAAUGUGGAUUUAGAAAAAAAAUGGACACUAUUUAAAACAGUUAUAACAGUUGAUACAUGUCUGCUUACAUAAGUGUUUGUGUUCUCUUUCCUUUUAUUGCAUGCAUUCUCACACUCAACGCUUCAUUGAUGGGUGAGUGUUAACCAGUUUCUAAUUACUGUGUAGAAAAUAGUCUAUAAAGCUAUUUACCUAUUGUAUUUUUAUUUUAUUUAUUUUUUCAUAGACGCUUCACCAAAUGACACAAUGAAAUUUAAACUCUUUUCUGUAGAUUGAAAAGAUAACACUAAAGGGUCUCUUACUUCCACCCCUCCUCCCUCCCACGACAAGGUUGAAAAAGAAAAACAUUUUAGUCACUUGCUUAAUUCCAGUGUCAAGGUCCCUCGGCGUGGAUAGGCGCAUGUUCUUGACCUAUAUCAGCCGUUGGGGGCUUUCUCAGAAAGUGCUUGAUCUAUGCUUUCCUUUGGGGUUUUGCUGGAUGUCCUCAUGCAAAGUGUGAGGACGUCCAGCAUAGUUUCACGCAGUCAAACUCCUUAAACCUGCAGUAAGUGACUCUAGUUGCUGUCUAAUAGACAGCUACUAGAAGCAGUCUUAUCACUGCAAUGUGUACUUUGCAAUUUCUCUAAUGGGGGAAGGGUUACAUGGGUACUGCAUAAGACAUGGUUUGAUUACCAUUACUUGUUAUUUUUAGAGUCCUGGUUCAUUUGGCUUGUUCUUCAUGACAAGAUUUUGCAUAUUCAAACAUUAUUUAGAUUUUAGGAACCAGAGCUAUUUCAUUGCUAUUAUCCCCAGAGAAAUCUAUGUUUUUGUGUUGUAAAUUGCCCAUCUAGUUUUCACAUUCCUUGUUUGAAAAAAAAAUAUGGACUUUCUUCCUUAUUUCAAUAUGAAGCACAUUGUAGUAACAGCAAGGCUUAAAAUGUAUAGUCCUUUGCUACUAGCCAGGCCUUAAAAGCAAUUUGCCACUGCAAGCCAUAGUAUACACUGGAUUUAUUGACUUUCUGUGCUCCAGAGCUAAAGCUGGUGAAUUUCUACUCACCAGUUCUACACCUUUUUAGUUGAACUUGCAUUUUAUUUAAUCAUGUAUUGUAUUACUGUUGCAAAUUUUGCAUAAACAAACUAACCUAAAGCAGAACGAGCAACUAUGAAAACCAACACUCUCAUUGGAAAGAUGCAAGUUAGCAGUCAUUAUUUAUGUAGUUUUACUUGUCUAAAAUGAACAAUAUUAGUCUAGAUUUUUAUGUGUACCUUUUUUGUAAAGGUGCAGAUUUAUCAUAACAUGCUGUUGCUUUUGAUACAUGUUGUAUGAGAAAUCUUUAAUGUACUUUCUCGAAGCACAAAAACACCUAUAUCUUAAAGGACCACUCUAGGCACCCAGACCACUUCAGCUUAAGGAAGUGGUCUGGGUGCCAGGUCCAGCUAUGCUUAACACAUUCUUUUAUAAACAUAGCAGUUUCAAAGAAACUGCUAUGUUUAUGAAUGGGUUAAGCCUUCCCCCAAAUCCUCAUGUUUUCCUGGCACUAUAGUGGUCCUUUAAUGUAGUGGCUUUGAUGCAAAUACCCUGUCCCUUUCUUGAAGGAACAAUUUUUAAAUUUGUUCGAAAACGUGCCUCUAAAGGCAUUUCUUCCUAACUCAAUGCAAUUUCAAUUUGAAAAGGUACUCACUUGAUACAUCAUUAUGCAUAUCAUAAUGAUGCCAAAAACCGCUAAUGCUUCUCAUAGACAUGCGUUAUCUAUCAGAAGCAUUGCACUGGUGGAUCACAGUAAUUCUCCGCACAUAUGCCAAGUGCAUUGGGCUAGCGAUCAUCAUGAUUCAUGAUCUCAGUAUGGGCAGAUGUGGCUGCAGAGAGUACUGUCUUACAUGUAAGUAUAACUGCUUUGAAUUCCACCUUUUUAGAAGGGGAUUGUUAAUCUAAUAUAUUUUUUAACAAUGUGUUCCUUUUUUGUUACAAAUUUUUUUCUAGAUACAUAUUACUUUUGCUCAUAAAUGAUUGAACACCGCUUCAUAACAUGCUUAUAGUCAUUCUGCUUUUAUUUUCCUUUAGUGGCCUAUUUUACAGAGGAUGUAUUGCAGCCAGCGGUCACCCAGCAAAGCAAAAAUCAUGUAGCAGGUGGUCAGCAUAGUGGAAAGUUAAUGGCAAACGACCUGGAUUCCUCACUUGCUAAUCUGGUGGGAAGUAAGUUACUUUUUUUUGUUUUGUUUGUUUUUCUUUUAUACUGCACACAAUCACAUACACUCAAAAAGGUGUUUUUAAAUGUUUACUAUGACUUUUAUUUCAGAUCUUGGGUUUGGAGGAACCCCAUCCAAAAAGUAAGUUAUUUUUAUUAUUACUUGGACAUUAAUAGUAUGUUUGAUCCCUCCUCAAAAUAAUUACCCACUAUCCACAAAACUGCACCUCCUACCAAGAGUUUCAGUAUGGUUCUUGUGCUGCCUGAGAAAACCAGAAGUGAUAUCUCCACAUCAAUGAUAAAAUUUUGUCUUUCAAAUGUUGCUAUUCAUCUCCAGGCAGUGUCAGAUAUUUCUUUUAAAAAUCGUGCUAAUCACUUCAUUUUCAGUGCUAUACAGUCAUUAAUAGAAUAUGUAGUUAACCUACCUUGUUUUAUAUUGUAUGCAAAAAAACUGUUGUAAAUAGAUGUGGUGUCUUUCUUUUUCCACCAAAAAACAAAAACAAACAAAAAAACUGGAUUCUUACUUUUAUUUAUUUUUUAAAUUUUUUUUAUAGCUGGCUCCAGAUUCAAAGUAAAUUUUGUUUAGCUCUGCCUUAUUCCCACCCAUUUCACUGUUCCGAAAGGACUUGGCUGCAAAAGCUUUCCACAAAAAAAUAAAAAAAAAUUCUGAAAGAUGAUGCCCCUUGCAACAGUGUUGCGGCCAAGUCCUUUUGGAAGCGUAAAAUGGGUGGUAUUAAGGCAGGGCUUGACAAAUUUGCUUUGAAUCUAAGAGCCAGCUAAAAAAGUUAGACAGUUUUGUUUAUUUUUGUUUGUUUUUUAAUAACGCUUUAUUUUCUGCUACAAAAUUACAAUUCUCAAAGGGACAGUAUAAUCACCAGAGCCACUACAGUUUAUUGUAGUGGUUCUGGUGUCUAAAGCCUAUUCAGUUUAAACCCUGUCCUGCAAUUUGUAAUUAAAUAAUGCAGUAAUAUUAUAAGAAAUUUGUAUAAUUUGUUUGGUAGUCAUGUCUUCUCUCUGUGUCUCUAGAUCUGACAUGCAGUGGAAUCAGCCUUCAGAGAAAAGACUAACUGGUGGCACACACUGGCAAGCAAAAACAAGCACUUCAACAACAUGGAAUCCUGCACCUAUAGCCCCAAUUCCUCAGAUGGUAAAAGUUUAUUUAUUUAUUUAUUUAUUUAUUUAUUUUUUUUCCACAAACUUGGUGAAGAGAGAGAAACCUUGCACAGGCACAACUUAAAAAUAAAUUGUAAUAUUGAUGUACAGGCUUUGUAGUAGUAAUUGUAAUGAUUAGACAGAUUUUUCCUUAUUUACCCAUAAUCCUGUGAUGGCUAUUUUGUGCCUGAUAUGUUGUCCUUAAAUGAUCUUCCAUCCUCAGUCCAGACUGUAACUAUAGUUAACAAAUGUGCAACAUACUGUAAAAAAAUUUUUUGGCUUAUGUAAAUCCAAUUCUAUACAAAAUCUUACCUGAUCAAAUAACAUAUGGUAUAGAUAGCGUAGCUUGGGUGUUUUUAAUGUCAAGACAUGUUUGAGAGAUAUGCAUUUGAUCAGUAAAUAAAGAUACAAGGUAAAUCGAACCUGUGGCAAGUACUAGAGUGGAGUACUGCAAAACAAGAUAACCUUUAUAUUACAUGCAGCAUUGAGCAUCCCAGUACAAAUAUAGUAAUAUAUGCAAAUUAUAACAGUCCCCUUAAAUGAAACCGCUGCUACAAAGACUCUGAUCUUGCAAUUGGCCUGUGCGCAAGAACAAGGCAAUUCUAAGUGAAUGUGGGGCUAAUCAUGAAGAAAACUCAAGUUGCCUGGCAUAGGGGAUACACCACAGACCUACUCUGAUCUCUUCCAUUUCUUGUAACAUGGCCAGAAAGAAAAUGAGAGAUGGUUUGCAUGUUUUUACCAGUAACCUUAGAAAACAUUACAUUUCACAAGUGUGCUAAGGAAAUAAAAUAACAUAGAAAUCAAAACCGAUAGUAAAAAACAAAACCUCUAUAAAUGAUUGUGGUCAGAACAGUUCUAGUUUAGCAAGACAAAGAGGUACAUUUAAAGAAUGACUGAAAGUAGAGGGUGGAUGCUGCAAUACUGCACAGCACCCAAGGACUUUUAUUUUAUUUUUUUCCACAAGAGACAGCUACUCUUUUUUUUUUUUUUUUUGGUCAUGUAUUUAAAGGGGUUGCCAAGUUUGUAGGAUAUAUGCUUCCAUAAAAUGUUUAUUGCAAUUCAUUCGGAGAUAUUUGUGAAAGUCUUUCAGAGUUUAAAGGAUCACUAGUGCCAGGAAAACAUACUCGUUUUCCUGGCACUAUAGGGUCCUUGGGUUCCCCCUCCUGCCGGGCUCUAGGGUGAGGAACGGGUUAAAUCUUACCUGUUUUCCCCCGCCGGGCUCCCUCUGCGCGGGGAACUCCUCCUCCUCAUUUUCACCAUCAUCGGCUGCAUGCGCAGCAGGAACCACGCGUGCAUUCAGCAAGCCCAUAGGAAAGCAUUCUCAAUGCUUUCCUAUGGAUGCUGGCGUCUUCUCACUGUGAAAAUCACAGUGAGAAGCGUGGAAGCGCCUCUAGCGACUGUCAAUGAGACAGCCACUAGAUGCUGGAUUAACCCAUUUGUAAGCAUAGCAGUUUCUAUGAAACUGCUAUGUUGACAGAAGAAAGGGUUAAUCCUAGAUGGACCUGGCACCCAGACCACUUCAUUAAGCUGAAGUGGUCUGGGUGCCUAGAGUGGUCCUUUAAGGAUUUCUUAUUUUGCAGCCAGGCAAAUAUGGGUUAAGUUAAUGUUAAUCUUAGCUAAUCGGGGGCUUUCAAUAUUGGUGUUGUGAAUGUAUGCCAACCUCCUUAAAACCUUGAAUGAGUAUUUAGCUAUCUGCUGUGAAUGCUCUUCCAAUUCACUGUCAGACUGUUCAAGAGGAGAGGGGUGUUUGUAUCCUAUACAAAUAUCCUCUCUUGCAAUGAUCAAGUACUUUGGUUUCAUUGGAAAGAAAGUGGAUCAUUUCAGGUAUUUGUAUAAGUCUUUAUUUGGGCGUUGCUAGAUGUGUUAGAGAUCCUGGAUGCUUUUCAUUUAAUGUAGCUGUAAUACAAGCCCUCCAUUUUCCAGUCAAGUGACUGGUUGGGUAUAUGAUUAAAAAGAUAAACGAGACUCAUUCCAAUUCUGCGACAAACUGAAUCGCAAAUUCCAAGUGAUUGAGAGAAGCUUUGGGGUCUUAAAGAUAUAAUAUGUGCCCUGCAAAGCAAGUUUGGCAUCAUUAAACUCCACCCAUGUCAUUAACCCUGGGGCAUAAUGGAAUUGGAGUGCUUCUACUCUAAUGUGCUUUUAUAAAAAAAAAAAAAAACGUAACUUACUGAUUUCUUGGAGGCUUGGUCCAGUGGUUAAUGGUCAGUGGUUCCUUUUAUUUUUAUUAUUAUUGCCAUUUUUAUAGCGCCAACAGAUUCCGAAGUGCUUUACAAUAUUACAUUUUCACAGCUUAUUUGGAGAUCCUCACACUUAUUUUAAGAAAAAAUUUAAAAUUCUCAAAAUCCAUUUGACUGAUCUUAAUAAUAAGGCUAACUUUGGUACAUAUACAUGACAGUAGAAAUAUAUUCCACAAUCAGCCAGCUAAAUCUGGAAGCAUUGUGUCUCUUCACAGAUGCGUUUUUCAUGCUCUUCCUGAGGCGUAAAAAUAAAUAAAUAAAAGGCAUGCACUUGGGCAGGCGAGUGGUUUAAUAAUAUUGACUGAGUUUGAUGGACCCUAUCUUCCCUUUACUAAUGUGCCUGGUGCCAACUUGAUUAGUCAUAUAAUCUAGCCUACUGUCUAAAAACCGUAGAACUAUAAUUUGAUAAUCUAGGUCAUUUGACAGUUAUAUUGUUGCUUGUAACUAACUGUUCUUUCAUUUGCUGUGCAUAAACGUUUAUUCCUGUUCCAUUCUAAAUUAUUGUUGUGCGAGUUAGUUUCAGGAGUUCUUUUAAACCAAAACCCACUUAAAGAGCCUCUAGCAUUUAUUUUUUUUAAAUGCCAAUGCUCUUUUAAUUUACACAAAGGUAGAAAAAAAAAAAAAAAUUACACAUAAGAUCAGGAUUCCUUAACUGGCACAUGUAAAGACAUGCCAUUUAUGUAAUCAACUGGAGCCACCAUUUUGCAAACUGUAAGAUGCAGACUACCCAGGUUCCAGUUAUUCACUUGGGCUAUCAGACUGUUUAAAACCAGAUAUAUCUGCAAUGUAACAUUGUGAUGGUGGUUUAGUGAGCCUUUGUAAAGACAGGAUGUAUCUAAAGCACCUUAUCUUUAAUACUGGACACCGAGGGGGAAAAACUGAAUACCCGUGAUCAUAUUUUGUGAAAAUUGUAGAUUAAUAAAAUUAAAGCAUUACUAUGGCACUUUAAUCCAUGGGGCAAUCUUACUAUGUUACAAAUUCCUUAUUUUUGAUGAAGGGAUCUCUUCAUUACUGUUUAGAUAUCUUAUUUGUCUCUCUGCUUUAUUUACCUAUGCUGACCAAGAAUGGAGUUCAUUAUCCAGGAUAUGUGAGUGGUUUAACAUAACUUAAUUAAGAAUAAAUAGCCAGUUGGAUGUCUUGCCACCCUUUAGUUUUUGUUACACCCAUUCAGUGUGUCUUGGCACCCCGCAUUUGUGUUUCUUGCAUCCAUCCUCCUUGAAUCUCUUGUAUUACCUUUACCCCCUUUGUACCUCUUGCACCCCGGUUUCCCAAAUUCCUAGCUUAUGGCUCUGACCUCCUAUCUGUUAAUUUACCUCUCCCUUUCAUGUCCUCCUAUUCCUCUUAACCAUAUUACUCCCUUCCCUUCUAGAUCCUCUCUUCUUAUUCUGCCGUCACAUGUCCAUUGUCUUUCCAACCUUGUUAAUCUCUCCUCAUGCUCCCUUUUGUUUUCCUCCUCUUAUACCUCCAUUCCAGACCUUGUUCCCCUCCACUAUUUGGGUCCCUCUUCUAAUAACCCCCUUGGGCAGAAACCUUAUUGCUGCCUAGAGGUACUAGGGUUGCAGGAGCAACUGCAGACAUUGGAGAUGCAAGCGUUCACGCAAAGUUAUGAUGGUGACGUCAUCUCCACGUGCUGUCCUGUAAUUCCUUCAGCGGCUUGCCAGGAAGAGAGGACCUGGUGUUGGGCAAGAAGAAAAUAAAUUCUUCAUCUUACUCGAGCACACAAUUGAUUCCCAAUAUAUCACAACAAUAAGGUUGUGAUCAUGGAUUGCUGCCCUGAGGCCAUGUCUUCGGUGGCCUUAUGAGAAAUACAGCACUGACCGUACACUUGUACUGGCGCAAGUGGUGAGCUCCUCCUGCUACUCUUUAGCUGGUGGGUUAAUUCUAUCCUAUAUAUUAAAAUACAGUACAUACACUCUGAGCGUUCUGGUCUUGCUAAUUUUAAACAGGUGCAUUUUGGGCAUCUGUCAUUAGCACACAAACAUGUCCCCUUUGUUCCACCUAAGUCUCCCUCAGCCCAUCCUCCGGUCCAUUCUUCCCACUUCAGGGGGAAUCAGGCCAGCAAGAGUUCCUUUUUUUUUUUUUUUGUAAAUCUGAGCCUGGUCUUUUGAUUUUUCAAACAAAUGAAAAUUGGCAUGUCUUCAUAUACACCACUUAACAAUUCCUUCAAUGUUCUAUUUGUAAACUCUAUGAAGGAUUUUAAACUUAAUAUUUUCUUCUUGUAUUCAAGGUACCUCCUCCAAUGACUUACCCUGUGUCUACGCCACAAGUGCCUGUGUAUGGAAUGGUAAGGGAAAUGGUUUCUGAACCACACAAGAUUAACCUUAUUUACUUAAUUUUCCUACAGCGUGUUCUGUACAGGAUGGGGGGUGAGGGGAGAGUACAAACACAGGAUGUACUAAUUGAGCUCUGGCAGAAUUCUUUCUCCCUUUUUGUGAAUUCUUGCAAAACAUUUCCUAUAAAUAGCAUUAUGCGAAGCACAAAUUUACAUGUUUUUUCGGUCCUUUCAUAACUAAUCGAGAAACAGCCAUUAGCCCCUCUUAUUUUCUCUUUGAAGGGUGUCACCAUGAGGGUUAGUGCAGUUGAGCUUAAUAUAUUAGGCUGAUCAUAAGCAUGGAAAUAGGAUAUCUCGGGACGGGGGUAACCAGACAUCCCCUGGUAUUAGUUGUGUCACUGAGGGUGUCCAGAACCUAUCAAAUACUGAUUAGCAGCAGGUUGGAAGGGAUGUAACAGCUAUCAUCCUUCCUCCCAUGGGGUCAAUAAUGUAAGCUUCCGAUGUUAAUCAUUUAAUAAAAUAUAUUUUUAAUCUACUAAAUAAAAUGUUAAUCAGAAACUAAAACACCAUACUAGAGGUGCUUUUGGCUAAUGAUUGUAGGUGAUGUCAUCCCUGUUUUAACGCACACCUGGUUAGGGUGUGAUCUUAGGUUGGAUAAAAGCUGGUAAGGAAGCAGAGACAAAAUUGCUUCAAUUGUCUAAUGAAUAUGAGCAUUUAAAAAAAAAAACAGGGGGCUAGGGAAGCCUCUUGGAUAAUAUGCUCCAAAUCUCUUUAAUUGACUUAAAUGUAAUAUUUUCUACGGUAGUUAAAACUGACAGAUUUAUUUUUAUUUUUUUCAUUGCCAAACUGGUUAUAACUCUACUUGACUUUCUUCGAUCCUGUUAUGCUUUUUCAUUUUGCCAACAAUUCUGCAUGCAUUUGUUAGUGAUCUCUUAAUCUUAUAGAUAUUUCCCAUACUGAAAGACAAGGGUUUUGUAGCUGUUACGGAUGGAGGAAGGACUGGCAUGGUCUAUAAAGAAAUGUUUAUGCAUAAUAUACAGAACCUCAGUUAAUACAGCCUCCCAUAGCAUAUAAAACUGAACACCAACAAGCCUUUCCCAGUAUCUGCCUGUCACUCAAUUUUUAUGUUCUGGGAGAGCUGUGUCCGAUUUGUGAGUGCAUCAUAAUGGAAAUUUGCUGCCUUGAUGUUUUCCUCUGGGGUCUGCAGGCAUGGUGCUACCUCUUUUUGCCUAGUCCUUGCAAGUUGCAGGAAAUGGCAUAUGAAUGCUGCAAAGACAUGCAUACUGGAAUAGAGGUGGAACGUAAAGAGUGUUUGUGGAGAACUACUAAGCAUGCACAAAUCUUGGCACCAAAAUUCAAAUGCAAAUUGGUUAAAAAGGCAUUUAAAUCCCAGUACAUGUGCUGCUGCUGUUCGACUAGAGGCAUUUUAAAGGUAACCCUUUCUGUCCUAUAUUUUUUUUACACAAUAUUUCCUUUUUUUCUUUUUGAGGCACUCGUUAGCUUUUCCUUUACUUUUACAGUAUGUCUUUUAACCAGCAAAGGUUAAAGUGGUAGCAAAAACACUUAUGCUGUGCUACCUGGAUACUCCACUACCAAAUUGUUCAAAUAGAAACCUUUAAAUCCUUGCUCCAAGUAAACUGCUGAGGCUUUACAAAAAUCUUGGACAGCUUACAGAAAAACCUCUUGGACAUAAGAUAAGCAGAGUUACAAUGUAACUCUUCUCUUAGAAUUAAAGAGGCAUUCUUCUAAGGCAAAGAAAAGGCCUGAAGAAUUGUCAGGUUCAGACUCCAAGGGUGAAUUUUAUUUUUAUUUAUUUAUUCACACAAAUGUUUUAUCUACAUGGAACAAACUUCUAGAUUAAUGGAAAACCUUUUUGGAAAAUCUUUAAGGAGGCGCAAUAAAAGGUUUGGAGGAUGACCAGUGUAAAGAGAAGUACAUUUUCUCUCCUAAAUAGAAAUGAGAAAUUCUGCUGUGAGGUCUGUAGGAUGGAGGAUACAAGGUCUGUAGGAUGGAGGAUACAAGGUCUGUAGGAUGGAGGAUACACUGUCAACCAGUGCUUCAUUAUUAAACAUUCAAUGUGUGAUUUUUUUUUCUUUAUUUUUUUUUCUCCCACACUGGGUUACAUUUUACCUCUUACCCUGAACAAAAGCUUAACCAGAGGUCUAUUGGUUAGGGACCUGCAAUUUCUAGGUCAGGGAUCGUUUAUUUCCAACAGUCAAGUAGUAAAUGCAGGAGGCAUGCGGAACCUGAGUGAGCUGGUGGGUGAUAGGAAUCCCACUGCCUUUAAAAGAUACUGAUAUCUGCAAAAUACACACUUUUUAACUAUGGCAUCUCUGAUAAGGCAGCAUGUCACGAUAAAUACAAUAAGGCCAUCCUGCAACACCUGUUGAAUGCAGCAAAAGCACUUCUUCCUUUGGAAGAAUUUGGGAAUUCCAUAAUUUUCAGUUCAGAGCCCUUGCCGCCAAGUGAAUUCACAAUGUUUUAGGCUUGCAUAGCUUCUCUAAAAAAACAUUAGCGAUUAACAUUAUACCCAAUUUUAAUGACUGGCCUCUUAUAGCAAGAUCAACCGUUUCAGUUUCCUUUUUGGGGCUUCAAAUAGAUUUGUUACAAUUGAAGGUCUUCCUUCCAGACAAUAAAAUAAAACAAUAGUAGAAGUCUGCUUUAUUCUCUCUGAGGUAAGUAAGCAGCAUCAGAAAAGCUAUGAUUCUCCUAGGUCCUUCAGUAAUACCAGCAGUAUACUGUGCAAGUGGGCUUAUAUGUCUACUUCAGAAAAAUAUUCUACAGUAAUGGAACUACCCUUAUUUGGAACUCAACUACAAUAAAGUUUCCGUUGUGAAUCAGAAGUCCUUUUCCAUAAAAAGGAAUAUCCUUUAUGCCUAUUUCUUAAAGAAACCUCACCACAUAUGAAUCCUGUUCAGGAUGUGGAGCCCCAUUUCAGACCAUACUACAGAAGGGAAUCAAAGCGGCAGACUUCAGUUGUCAAAUUUGAAAGCGUUAAAAGCGAUCUUGAUAUCUGCAUUAUUUGCAUAAUUGUUGGAGAAUCAAUGGAUCCAGGUAAGAUGUAAAUGUUCUACCAGUUUCCUAUUUAAAUAGCCAGAGAGGAAUGAGGUCCGUAUGUCUGUCUUUGGUCAGAACUCCUUCAGAGGCUUGUUUCAGUUCACAUAAGUUCACAGGUGUUGGAAAAUGUUCUGUCAGAUCAGCUACGCAGAACCAAGGUGACCCAGGCAAACUGGUCUUUCAACCAUCAAAUGUUUAAUCAGAUUACUCUUCGGUCCAGCCUUCCAGUUAUCAUCUGUCAUUCUGGUUUCCUCCAGUCUACUUGAUACCAAGAAUACUAAAUAAAAUAAGGACAGAUCAAACGUCUCUUUGCGGUCCUUCUCUUUCAUGGACCUACUAGAUUUGUGCCAGUGAAACCACUGGAUUCUUCCUCAGUUGGAGAAUUUUCUUGGGCACGUUUUUCCAGAAGUAAUAAAAAGAUUCAGCUUGUCUACAGAGAAGCUCUUCCUUACCACUAAAGGUAUAGAUACAGAAGUCUUUGACAGUCUUCUAUUGUCAAAAAAGAAGUCUACUAGUUUUAUCUAAAUUUAAGAUAUGGAAAAUGUUUCUCUAUAAAGUCUUCCAAUAAAGUCCACUCACCGUAUCUACUCCUGCCAUCCAUAGAUUCCUGCAGUUAGGAUUUGCUAAAGGUUUUGGCUCUUCUACCGUUAAGGUUCAUAUUUCUGUAGUCCGUCAUUUCACUGUUACAAAGUUUGCUUGUCACCAUUUGAUUGUUAAAUUCUUCAAAGAUGUUUCCAGGAUAAGACUUAGAAUCCAUGACACUAAAUCUUCCAGCCCUCACAUAACCCCUGUUUGAUCCUAUGGAAGAAUACACUCUAAAUCAGGCCUGCACAACCUGCGGCCCCCAAGGUGUUUUUGAACUACAAUGCCCAUGAUUUUUUGAAUAAAACAGCCAACACCUAAUGCAUUUUUUUUUCUUGUAAUGAAACAGCCAGGGGAUCAUGGGAGUUGUAGUUUAAUAUAUCUGGGGGGCGCAGGUUGUGUAGACCUGCUCUAAAUUUACAGUUUUGGUCUACUUUUUAUUGCUUUAACAUCUGAUAAGAGUUGGGGAACUUCAAGCUCUAGGAACUCAGUCUCCAUAUUUUUAUUUAUUUAUUCCCUUCCAGUUUAGAGGCAGUGCAACAAGGAUAUCCACAUUGGUUUCGGUAGGGGGAAAAACAUUUUUUUUUUUUUUUAGAUUUCGCUCUUCCUAAUUCUCCCCACCUCUUCUACUGUAAAAUCCUGCAAACACACACAAACACACUUGUCUGCCUGCCUUUAAUGAGGUGAGACCGUUUUUGCCAGAGUGUCCUGGAAGAACAGCUCUGCUUGUAGGCCUGGUUUUUCGAUCUUCCACCGGUGGAAUGCACAUCCGGUGCCUGCGUUCCACACUUAUGUAACUUCCACUCAGUCCGUACUGGAAGUGGUGUGGGUGCUCAUACUGGUUACAGUGCGUUUCCCCUACAGAUCACGUCAUGGAAGCACAAUGCGAUCUUUGUUCUUUGGUGACUGUUUAAACUUGGGAGACUAUUUAGACCCCAGCCAAAACUACCUGAUAGCAGGGUGAUGUUCAGCACAGUUGUAGGUGUGCUCUUACUACACUUCCAGCCCACCCAGAAGCCAAACAAGGUAAGAUUGUCCGCUUUUACUUUUGUUCAGGCCUUUUUCCUCCUUUCUCGUAUAGUUAGGUAUUUUAUUUCUUUUCUUUCAGUAUGUCUAAUACUAAAAUUUCAGAGAAACCUGUGGAGAAGCCCAAACAUUUUAUCUGUGCAUCCUGCAGUCAACCAAUGUCAGAUGGUUAUAAAAAGAAAAAAAAGUAAUGUUUGUUCUAAAGAGGUAAUGGAAGAAGCUAAAAAGCAGAAGUCUACGCUUUUCUGUCUUGGUUUCAGUCAUAAAAUAAAUUUGGUCCAGGCACUCCAGAUUGCUGCAGGAAGGCAGGUUUAUUGAAACAAAAACUGCAAUGUUUCGGCCUACACAGAGGCUUGAUAAAGGCCUCUGUGUAAGCUUGGUUUUCCCAACCCUAGCCGUGAUAAGCACUUGGAUUCCCGUGUGAGUGCGGAGUCCUCAGUUUGUGAAUUACUACAGUUAUUUGGUUUCAGUCCAGUCUACAACAAACCUAUAUGCAAUAUCAGGGAAGCCACUAUUCAAGCAGCCCAAUCAUAUGUCACUCCUGAAUUUCGUUCACAGAAAUGUGAGAAAUAUGGGGUAUAUUUGGACACCAGUUCCCAUUCUUCUGGUAGCUCAUCCUCUGAAGAUGAAUUGCUUUUCCAGAUGAAUAUUUUCACAAACUCAUUAAGGAGAUUUCUCUUAUGGAAGAAAGAGUAGAGCCAAGCAAACACAAGAAAACAAAGUAUGUUUGUUUCUUUUUUCUUUUCACCCUAGGCUAAAGGAUCUCAUGGUGGAAGUUUCCCUCCAAGAAAGCAUUUCUUACUAUAUACUUUAAAAAUAUAUAUUUUCAAUAAAAGAAAAUAAGAAAUUAGAGCUUCUUAAAUUGAAUGUGCACAUUGCACAACUGGGCAAGAAAACUAAAUUGUUUAUUGGAAAUGGUUUGCCAGAUGCUAUGGACAAAAAGUUGAAAUAUAGGUUUUAGGGACACUAUAGUCACCUGAACAACUUCAGCUUCAUGAGGUUGUUCAGGUUAGAACUAUAGCUCCCUGCAGCCUUUCUCAUGUAAACACUGUAUUUUCUUAGAAAAUACAGUGUUUACAUCGAAAGCUAGGAACACCUCCAGUUGCAGUCACUCAGAGUGAACCAGAGGGACUUCUGAGUUGAUGGAGGCAUAAUAUGCCUCCAUCCACUCAGAUCUGCUGUCAGCAGAGCUCAGGGCAGCACUGUGCACAGCAUCCUGUGAUUCAGUAUCUCCUCCCUCUGCAUGCAGACAUUGAACUUUCCUCAUAGAGACUCAUUGAUUCAAUUCAUCUCUAUGAGGAGAUGCUGAUUGUCCAGGGCUGUGUUUGAAUCAUGCUGGCUCUGCCCCUGAUCUGCCUCCUAGUCAGUCUCAGCCAAUCCUAUGGGGAAGCAGUGUGAUUGGAUCAGGCUAUCGCAUGUCAGCAGACUGCUUGUUUUUCCUGAGUCUAACAGCAUGCAGAUUUACAGCUUCUGGCUUGAAUACAGUAAGAUUUUUACUAUAUUUAUGGAGGCAUGAGGGGCCCGGGGGGGCUAGAUGGUCGUGUUAACACUAUUGGGUCAGGAAUACAUGUAGUUGCACUGGUGAUUAGUGUGUCCCUUUAAGGAAGAUAUUUUUAACUAAUGCAGCACGAAGUAAAACACUUAUUGCAGGGUAAUUUGUUGAAAAGGCACAAAGCUCUUGGUUUGAUUCGCUGGAAAGGUAUAUUUUGGUCAAUCUCAAUAAGAUGUUAUUAAAAUUCUUCAAAAUAUUAAGAUGGCAUCUGAUUUCAUGCCUGAUUCUACUCUUUAACUUUCUGCUAAAUCCAUGGGAUUUUGUACAGUGACCAAAAGGGCAGUCUGACUGAGAGGUUGGUAAGCAGACUCCACCUCUAAACACUCCCUAUGCGACAGACCAUUUGAAAAGGGCAGACUUUUUGGCGUUCAGUAGACCAAUCUGCUUAAACAGCAGAAGGUAAUAAGGUCGAACGUAUGUUGGAACAAGAGCUUCUUUAGCAAAAAUAAUCUUGCAGAGAUUCCUUUCGUAAAAGAAAUUCACACAGCUGUCAGAUGCAAUCUUUUGACUACAAAGGCAAGUUAAUGGGAAAACAAAAAGAAAGGAAAUUCUGAUGCCAUGAGUGUAGGAGUAAGAUUACUGGAUUACUUCUCAACAUGGCAAGACAUCACGACGACGAAUGGGUCCUGUCUAUUAUUUAUCACAUCAAAUUUGACUGUCUUCUUCAAAAAGGUUUUCUUUGCACUACUGUCCAGUCUCCCGGAGUAUCAGAAGCGCUCUUCCUGAAGAUUAUUUAUUACUGGUAUUUCUAAUACGCCAACAGUUUCCGCAGCGCUGUACAAGUAGUGGAGAAUGUACAAAAUACAAAGACAAAUACAAGAGGUAGAAAGAGCCCUACCCGUAAGCUGAUAACUAGGCAUUAAAGCUCUUUUAUACAAAGUGCUUAGCUAGAUAGCCCGUGAGCUUACAAUCUAAAGGAUACCGUGGGGAAUAGGGACGUAUGGUAGCAGGGGAAAUUUGGAGGUGAUGGCUAAAAGAGUUAACAGAGCAAAGCAGCUAUUGGUAAAAUGUAAAGGGAAUGAAGAGGUAAUUGAGUGAGAAUCUCAAACAGCUGGAGGAGCAUGCUAUAUAGUUACUACCAGUAAAUUGUUAUCAAUAAGAUAUUUUUGAGUAUAUGUUUGUGACUUGUCAUUUCUAGUGAAGGCUACAUGGUGCUAUUAAGUUCAGCUUGCGCACUUCCAUCUGCUGCCCCAUAAAAUAAAUGUGAGGCUGUGCCUAUCCUGUCUCCUUGAGAAACAGGCAGAUACUGGGGAGGAAAGAAGAAAUCUAUAGUGUGAAGUUUCCAAAAAAAAGUAUGUCCAGACUAAAACAAAGAGGGAAUAAGGCCUUAUCCCCAUAACAUCUCUAAUACUGGGAAAAAGGAUCACCAGUCCUUAUAUAAAUUAAGUAAAAGCAUAUCACUACAAUACUUUAAUGAAAAGUAUCUAGGAGCUUAUAAACCUCAUGUAAAUUCCACAAAAGAAAUACAAUUGGUGAUAAUAAAUAGCAUGGAAAAAGUCCAACAGUUUGUUCAGCAAAUCUGCAGUAAAAUAGCAGAAGUGUCACUCUCCCUGCUUGUGAAGACAACAGAGUAUAGUGACUCAAAUGGCAGAUUGAUAUACUUUCCAACGAAAGAUGCAAUAAAUCCCCACAAGAUAAAAUACGAAGCAAGUCUGUGCAAAGAAAACGGGUUGCUCAGUAGUAUCCAGUAGAAAAAUGAUAAUGUCUCUGUAAAACUAUCAAUAUUUUAUUCCAAGAUAUCUAAAAACCCUCACAGCAAUGGCGUGAGCAAAAAACAUUAGGUCAAUAGCAUGAAGAGUAACCUGUUGGUCUGACCAUGUAGAUGGAUAGGAUCGGUGGGAGUUAUACUUCGCCCUGUGUCCUGGUCAGCAUGCGUUCCACCUCUGACCUUACUCAGAGGUGCUCCCUCCGAUCUUUCAGAUUGAUCUCCGGUGUAAAUCCGAAGCCUGGAGUCGGCAACAGCACAGGCUAGAUUACUGCGUGAGCGUCCAAGAGUCCAAUGACUGUAAAUGUCUUGCGCGUUUCGUUGGGAUCCUGCCCUACUUCAUCAGAGACUGUAAACCCUAUUUAGAUACUGGUGUAGGCUUGUUGGUGAACAGUUUUAUGUUAUGGAAGACUGGAUUUAGGGAAGUUCUGUAUAUUAUGCUUUUAAAUGUCUUUAUACACCAUGCUUUUCCUUCCCUCCGGAACAGCUACAAAACUCUAGUGCUGCUGUUAAUCAUAUGGAAAAGUAAAUAUAAGGUGGGUAAAAAUAAUGCUCCUUUUGUAUUGGUUUUAAUUUUGCGUUCUAUUUUACAGGUUCCUGCACAGAUGGGGGCUACACCUUUAAUGGUUCCUCCUCAGAUGAUUUAUACACAGCCAGGGUUAAGGCCAACAAAUCCGUUUGCACCUGUGUCUGGAGCCCAGGUGAUUUAUUUUAUUAUUCUCCAUUUUUUGUAGAGUCUAGAUUGCAGAUACAGUGCUGCUAACAUUUUUCUGGUUUUUCUCUGAGGAAAAAUUAGACUUAUAGGACCAUUAAAAGCUCUGACUGUAUCUCAUUUAAAUGGUCCAGAUUCAGUGGCCUUUUAAUUUUUGUAACCCUGCAAUGUAAAACAUUUCAGUUUUGUAGAAACUGCAAUGCUUCCUUAGCAGGGAUAAAUACACCUUUAGUGUCUUCCUGACAGCUGCUAGAUGCACUUCUAUGUGAGAACAUCCUGGCUCUGUUUUCAAUGAGAUGCUGCUUUACUGCAGUUUGCAGCACAUGUACAGUAGCCCUCGGGAUGAAGCAUUUAAUUAGCUGAGAUCAUCAAUCUUAAUGAUCUCAGCCAGGGAGGCGGGCCAGCUGCUGCAAGGGCUGAAGAGGGGGAGUGCUAUAGAUAGGGGAAUGCUGUAGUGUUUCUUUAAAGCAUUCUAUGUUUUGUAGAUUGGAACAUAUUUGUUUUCUUUCUGGAAUAAAAAAAAAAUUAUCAGAUGCCUUUUAGUACUUUUGCAAAGAGGUGUUUGUAACACUGAUGUACCUAAUAACAACUAAAAAAAAACAUUUACAUGGAAUCAAAGGCUAUGACCGUUCCAGGCAUAUUUAGGAUACUUUUGUUGUACAAUUAGAAUAGUGUGGAAAAUUUAAAAUGUGACAUGUACACUAACUGGGUAAAAGUACACAGAAAUGAAACCUAAUAAAAAGGGGGUGGUGAAACUCAGGACGUUUUUAGUAACAAUAUAUGAGUUUGCUGACAUGGAUAUUUUGGAAUUAACUGUUCUAGAAGAUACAUACAAUUACAUUUUAAAACCUUGUUAGGUGCAGUGUAGCCAAGGCUGCUGUGUGCACAGUGUCAAAUAAUUUCCUGUUCCUAUGUAGGCAGUGCAAUUGUCAUGGUGACGUGUGGGCUUCCCAAGUUAUCCAAAUAUCUAAACCUGGUAUAUUUAUUAAGCGAGUAUGCGGUUAAUUCGUCUAUUUUUCUAAUGUCGUCGACUUUGCCUUUCCAUUCUGUUAUGGAGGGCAAAUGGGAUGAGUGACUUAGCAGCUAGCAAUAGCACUGGAAAGCAAGUUUUCCACAGUUGUGCUAGAGCAAGCAUGUCAAACUCAAAGGCUAGCACGGGCCACAUAAACCAGGUUUAAAGGAACACUAUAGUCACCUAAAUUACUUUAGCUAAAUAAAGCAGUUUUAGUGUAUAGAUCAUUCCCCUGCAAUUUCACUGCUCAAUUCACUGUCAUUUAGGAGUUAAAUCACGUUGUUUCUGUUUAUGCAGCCCUAGCCACACCUCCCCUGGCUAUGAUUGACAGAGCCUGCAUGAAAAAAAAAAAUGGUUUCACUUUCACACAGAUGUAAUUUACCUUAAAUAAUUGUAUCUCAAUCACUAAAUUGAACUUUAAUCACAUGCAGGAGGCUCUUGCAGGGUGUAGCAAUCUAUUAACAUAGCAGGGGAUAAGAAAAUCUUAAUUAAACAGAACUUGCAAUAAAGAGCCUAAAUAGGGCUCUCUUUACAGGAAGUGUUUAUGGAAGGCUGUGCAAGUCACAUGCAGGGAGGUGUGACUAGGGUUCAUAAACAAAGGGAUUUAACUCCUAAAUGGCAGAGGAUUGAGCAGUGAGGCGGCAGGGGCAUGUUCUAUACAUCAAAACUGCUUCAUUAAGCUAAAGUUGUUCAGGUGACUAUAGUGUCCCUUUAAGUUUGUGGGCCGCAAAAAAAAAAAAGAACCCACCCCCCUGUCACUCCAUCCCAGCGUAUUGUCCAUGAUGAGACCAGCACAACCGGAGUCUAUAGGCAAGUUAAACACAUUGCUUUCCUUGUUACAGGAGAGCCCAUAAAUCUAAUUAGGAAUACAUAUAUUCCAAACGUUCGAGUUUUCCUUUAACUGCAAAUUUUUUAUUUAUUUUUUUCAUUUAAAAAGAAGGGUCCAUAAAUCUUAUUAUAGUCACUGACACAACAGACUAAAUAAUAGAAAAGAGAUCAUGUUUUUACUUCAUGUUAAAGAAAACUGCACUGCUCCCAUGCAGGAGCAGCAGUUUCUUUGCAAUUCAUUGUACUAAAGUUUUAACUAGCCUUUUUGAGUGGCUCAUAUACACCUUUUAAUGAUUUUAGUAUUUUAUAUUUUUUUUUCUUCCAGAUGCAGUUCAUGUAA